Messenger RNA from Podarcis lilfordi (Lilford's wall lizard), 86106 nucleotides. NCBI's taxonomy places the organism in Eukaryota, Metazoa, Chordata, Lepidosauria, Squamata, Lacertidae. The record is from the annotation of a GenBank genome assembly.
AUGGAGGAAUACCUGUGGAUGGUUAUUGUCGGUUUUAUAAUUGCUUUUAUUUUGGCAUUCUCAGUUGGGGCAAAUGAUGUUGCCAAUUCUUUUGGUACUGCCGUGGGUUCUGGUGUGGUUACUUUGCGCCAGGCCUGCAUUCUUGCUUCAAUUUUUGAAACGACUGGCUCAGUGUUACUAGGAGCAAAAGUAGGCGAAACGAUUCGUAAAGGUAUCAUUGAUGUGAACCUAUACAACAGCACUGUGGAACUACUGAUGGCAGGAGAAGUCAGCGCAAUGGUUGGUGAGUAACUUUCGUUUUAUAUUCAAUGUCAGUUUCUUCAAGCAGUUUUGUGCUUUUCCAGUCCUGCUAAGAAAUGUGACCAAAGCCUUUUGACAAACAGUAAUACAACAGCUUGAGUCUUGGACGCUAAUAUUUCUGAAUGUGCAAAUUUGCCUUUCGCUAUUGUUAGGAACUGCCAGGGUUGAUGUAGAAUCUACCCUAUAUAGAUGUUUCACUGCUGAACUCUCAACCAUGCUUAAGAAUCUGGGACCUGGUGAUCCCUCUCAUCCCCUGUACAAAUUCCACCAGCUCCCCCCCCAUUGGUACCACAAAUGACUGAAGAUUAUCCUAACCAAGUUGAUCUUAAACAGAAUAUCAAAUGAGGGUUUAGAGAUAACUAAAAGAAUCUGGUUAGCGUUGGCUACAAAUAUAAUCAGUGCUUUCAUGGUGAGAGAGAACUUUCAUGCCCUUUGCUUCUUCUUUACAGUGGUGCCUCGCAAGACGAAAUUAAUCCGUUCUGCGAGUCUCUUCGUCUUGCGGUUUUUUCGUCUUGCGAAGCACGGCUAUUAGCGGCUAUUAGCGGCUUAGUGGCUUAGCGGCUUAGCGGCUUUAAGAAAAAGGAAACAAACUCGCAAGAACUCGCAAGACGUUUCGUCUUGUGAAGCAAGCCCAUAGGGAAAUUCGUCUUGCGGAACGACUCAAAAAAUGCAAAACCCUUUCAUCUAGCGAGUUUUUCGUCUUGCGAGGCAUUCGUCUUGCGGGGCACCACUGUAUUAACCAAGUUUAAAGAAUUGAGGAUACUAACAUCUGCUUCAGUUCUUAGUAAGGCUGCUAGCCUUUUAUUACUCCAGUAGAAAUAUACCAUGUGCAUUGUACUGCAUAUAACACCAAACUAUUAAAAUAAAUGCUUGUGUUUAUUUUGACAUGGGUGUUAAAAUUGUGUGCAAGAACAGAGAAAGAUGACACGAUUGUGCAGUUUUAAAAAGGAUGAUCUUAAUAGGAUGACAGAACAGGUUUUUUGGUAGCGCCUCCCCCCCCCCCCCCAAUCCAAAAUAAAGCUCAGGAGCAAAAGAAUUUCCAUAGCUUGUGGUUUCACUGGCUAAUGCCACUUUGGAGAUAUGUGAUGUUCCAACAAAAUACAUGAAGGGAAAGAGUGAAGAAUAGAAGGAGUUGGAUAAGUCUAACCAUCACUUCUCUGGGCUGGCUAAAAAUAAAUUAAUGGCUCCCACUUCCACAGAAAAAAAAAAUCUCAUCUGCUCUGAAAAAAUAAGAUGAUUGAUCAGUGUGCUGCAGCGUCAUUUGCUCUUCUUUAAACUUCUAGCUGUUUCGUUUGCAUUUAUAACCAGACAGUAUGGCAAGUUUCAGGGACGCGGGUGGCGCUGUGGGUAAAACCUCAGCGCCUAGGAUUUGCCGAUCGCAUGGUCGGCGGUUCGAAUCCCCGCGGCGGGGUGAGCUCCCGUUGCUCGGUCCCAGCGCCUGCCAACCUAGCAGUUCGAAAGCACCCCCGGGUGCAAGUAGAUAAAUCGGGACCGCUCCGACGGGAAGGUAAAUGGCGUUUCCGUGCGCUGCUCUGGUUCGCCAUAAGCGGCUUAGUCAUGCUGGCCACAUGACCCGGAAACUGUACGCCGGUUCCCUCGGCCAGUAAAGCGAGAUGAGCGCACAACCCCAGAGUCGGCUAUGACUGGACCUAAUGGUCAGGGGUCCCUUUACCUUUACCUUUUUAACCACCCCUUACAGGGACGCGGGUGGCACUGUGGGUUAAACCACAGAGCCUAGGGCUUGUUAAUGAGAAGGUCGGCGGUUCGAAUCGCCGCGACAGGGUGAGCUCCCGUUGCUCGGUCCCAACGCCUGCCAACCUAGCAGUUCGAAAGCACCCCCGGGUGCAAGUAGAUAAAUAGGGACUGCUUACCAGCGGGAAGGUAAACAGUGUUUCCGUGUGCUGCGCUGGCUCGCCAGAUGCAGCUUGUCACGCUGGCCACGUGACCCGGAAGUGUCUGCGGACAGCGCUGGCUCCCAGCCUCUAGAGUGAGAUGAGCGCACAACCCUAGAGUCUGUCAAGACUGGCCCGUAUGGGCAGGGGUACCUUUACCUUUACCUUUUUAUGGCAAGUUUGUAUGUUAAUUAUGCACACUUGAUUGAAAAGUCCAUUAGAGCCAGUGUGGUGUAGUGGUUAAGAGUGGUAGUCUUGUAAUCUGGGGAACCGGGUUCGCGUCUCCGCUCCUCCACAUGCAGCUGCUGGGUGACCUUGGGCUAGUCACAUUUCUUUGAAGUCUCUCAGCCCCACUCACCUCACAGAGUGUUUGUUGUGGGGGAGGAAGGGAAAGGAGAAUGUUAGCCGCUUUGAGACUCCUUAAAGGGAGUGAAAGGCGGGAUAUCAAAUCCAAACUCUUCUUCUUCUUCUAGAUCCUACUCUUUGUCCCUGGGAUCUAGUGUCAGUUCUUGUAUACACUCUAGAAAUCAAAGGCCUAACUAAUAUCGGAUGAUCAUAUACCAGCUUAUUAAGCCGAGAUAUGUGGGUCUUUUGCCCACACAGGUAGCCCCUUUGCUCAAACUAUAGAAAAACCAAGAAGCUUCUGUUAUCUAUAGUUUGCUGUUUUGUCUGAAAUGAGAAUCUUUGUGUUACUAGUUUCAGAACACGUCAAGAUAAACCACUGUUUGAAGUUGGUUUUACUAUCCUGGCUUGUUCUGAAGCUGGGACCCAUAUUUUCCCAGUUCAGAUGAAAUGAGGAGCUAUUGCUACUAAAAGACUUGUGCACAUUUCUGCUUAGGAAGCUGAAGUAAUAUUCAUCUGAACUGGCUCAUUGGUUUGCAUAUGUAAAUCCUUAUCAGGAUUGGCUCCCACUGUGUCUGGGAUCACAGUUUCACUGGUUAUUAGGAUGUUCUCACCCUCCCUUCUCCUGCUAGUCAGAUGUCACAUCCUCUUGACUCCUUGCUGUGCGCAGAGAAUGCCAAAAUGAACACCGGGAUAUAGUUUUUGAGAGCUGCUGUCACGCGGGAUGAUACGCUUUCUGUCUCUCAAACUGCAAGCCCUAGAUUCUUCAGUACAAGUGCAUUUUUUCUCUUCCUGUUUAUAGAGAAGACCUUGUGCUGGCAGCUAACUGUCAAUAUUGCUUGCUCUGCUUCUGAUUGGCUCCAACAAAUCUCACAAGAUUAUGGACACCUGACAUAGAUGCAGGGAAAUAAUAUUGCCUAAGCCUUCCAGAGUGGCUGGGGCAGCUCAGUCAGAUGGGUGGGGUACAAGUAAUAAAUUAUUAUCAUCAUCAUCAUCAUCAUCAUCAUCAUUAUUAUUGAAAAAGAGGUGCCAAAACUCACCAUGAAUGCCUCUCUUGUUCUUUUAUAAUGGCAGUGGCGCCCACCUGAGAGCUGAGUUCUGACUGAAAACAAGCCCUGGCUACACCACACUCAAUAGCACAUGCACAUAAUAACUAGUGAAACUGUGAUCCUGGGCAGUGUGGAUGGAGGUCCUGGACUGCCCAGACAACAAGACCCCCCUCUCAGCCUUGCUGAUGUGGUCCAAAGGAAAGCAGAGCAAUACGUUUGACACCUGCUUGGCUGCAGGAGUUGUCGGAAUGAGGCGUACAACGUGCCAUCCAACUAUCUUAGGGACUCCACACCUGAUUGGUGUAGGGUUUACUCCUUAGCCUUUUCUUCUCCUGAAGAUAUCCCACAAGGCAGCGGAGGUUGAGGAUCAGAUUUUUCCUUCUCCUAGAUGGGCUCUUAGGUUGACGAGCCCCAUCUGCCCCUCACUUCCCUCUACAGCAUGUUCAGAAACCACCUUCUUGACCUUUGGGCCUGCUAUUGGUCUUGUCCGCUCAAUCCACUGGAGCCUGUCUUUGCAUGCAGGGGAAGUCCCUAACUCACCAAGGGUUUAAGACCCAUCAGCUAUCCUCACCUGGCUUGCUGGCCAGUUGAAGCCAUCCCCAGGGUGUGGCCACAUACUGACAGCUUCUAAGAGCCACAGGUGAGAGGUGAGUGCAGGGUGCGGACCAAAGCGGGACAAACUACCCCAGAAGGAUCACAAUGUGUCCCUCACCUGAGGGUACCAACCCAUGCCAGAAAAACUUGAAGUGUCGUUUUCGGGAAAGUGAGUUUCUGCCCUGUUGUUCAGAUUCCCUUUCCCUGCACUUUCCAUUGGGGGAAUCCUGCACAUUUUACUGGUAGGCUGAGGGGGCAGGGCAUAUGACCACACCAUUUUCUGUCCCCUGUCAGUAUCAGGUUGAUUGUGUCUCCCACUCCGUGAUCCAUGUGCAAAGCUUCUCCCCUCAAUGAGCCUCUUUUGCACUCUUCUCCAGCUUCACCGUUCCCCUGGAACUUGGCAGAAGUAGCUUUAAGAGCCUUUGCAACUGCAGUCUCCAGCCCUGACCCUACAAAUAUGUUCCAAAUACCACCCAGUUGGCCAGAUUCUGCAGAUUUUCAAGGAUCAAGUUUUGUUUUGUGAGCUGGUUAGGUAGAAACGCUGGAAUGGAUUUUUGUGUGGUGUUGAAAACAAAUAAAAAACCAAAAAACCAAAUUCCUAGACUGAGUACGGGUGCAUAAGCACCACAUUCCUCCAUCCUAAGUGUGUAGCAAGAAAACAGGGUGGAGUGGGUGGAGAAAGAAUUGUGAACAAAAAUUGCAUAGUUUCUAAGAAAGUUGAAAGGGGCUGUGUCUAGUUUCAACACAGAAUUUUGGGGCUUGUGUGUGCGCAAGAUGUACAGUCACCUACUAGUCCUAGCCCUUAAUUUCAAACGUGAGCGGCUGUUGGAGACUGCAGUUUCUCAUUAAUACUUGGAGGAAAAUGCAAUCUGCACAUGCUCAGAGCCUGAGUUCAGCUCAUUUCUGAUGGUCACCUCUUGGUCACCAUAGGCAACCAAAUGAGUAAUUACUUACUUAUUUUCUCUACUUUUAAAAAAAUAACUAGAUAAUCCUGAUAUUUUAUUAGGAUUGGAGUACAGGAGAUCCAACCAGUCAGACAUUGUUGUUUGGCCACUUUGUUGAGUAUGACCUGGUUCUCACAUCCCUGUAUUGGGAAGUUUUUAACGUUUGAUGUUUUGUUGUGUUUUUAUUAUGGUGGAGUAACUGGGGCAAUCCAGUCAGAUGGGUUAGCUGUAAGUAAUUUAUUACUGUAUUAUUAUUAUUAAGCAUGCUGGUGGUGCACACUGUUGAAAUUGUGGGCACUUUGCUCUAUUCGUCCUGCUGCUGCGCUGCUAAUAAUAAAGUAAUGGUAUGACUUGUGCUGUCUGAACCUGAUACGUUUCUCUCCAAAUAAACCACAAAGAACAAAUCCUGACUUACGCUCCAGGUUUGAAGGAAAAUGAACUAUGAGAUUGAGUUUGGGUUACAUAACAAGCUAGACUAUAGCUUUUUUACAUUAAACCACAGUUUAUUUUAACUAUGGCUUAUUGUGAUGUACGAACCAGGUCUAUGUGUAGAUUUGGUCUCAGAUAUUCUGUGAAUACAAAAAUGCUCCUUUUCAUUGUUUCAGAACCUUGUAAAAGGCAAUGAGUGCACACAUGCAGAUAUAUUCUGCCCCCCCCCCGCACUACAAUGAUCAUUCAAAUGCCCAACACAAGCAUCUCUAACUGGAAAUACAGAGGAGUCUGAAUGUCAGAGGCAUGCAGUUUGUUUAUGGUUGAAAUAUUGAAUAAUAUUGGAAACACUUUCUGUCAUUCUGGCCAGGUGACAAUUUAAGGUGCACUUGGGUUUGUCAUUGUCCUGUUCUCGUGAAGAGAACUGCCCAUCUCAUCUCAAGGCAGCAUGUGGAUUAUUUGAAAGAAAGGCAGAGCUGAGUCAAUGUUGCAUAGCUGAGCACAAGCAAAUCUGCACUCAUAACAGCAGUAAAUAUUUUCUACCUAGUUUCAGCUUCGCUGCAUGUAUGAGAUCCACAAUUUUUUAGCGCCUGAUUCAUUGAAGAAUCUAAGAUCUGUGGCUUCCAAGGGGAACUUUUAAACCAGUCCAUCCAUGUGUCUCCCUUUUGGAAUGCAUUCCUCUUGUAGGGCUCAGGGUUGCUUAGUUAGGCUAUUCUUAGCCUAAAACAAGUCAAUCAGAGGCCUAAAUUACGCAGCAGGUGGCUUCACUUUGUGGCUUGGAAGGUAGGCCUCAGCUAGGAAUAGAAAAGUCAGCAGUUUACGAAUGGAGCGCCAGGAAAGAAUUAGUUUUAUUCAUUGGCUUCCUAAAGGAAGUUGUAUGUGGUGCUAAUGGCUGGCUCUUAAAAGCAGAAUAGAUAGGUUCUUCUGGAAGGGAAAUUGGGUAAGAGCUUUACCGCUUAUAAAGUAAUAAAUCUUGCUCUGCGCUGUACAUGUAAUGGCAGCUUGCACUGUGCCGCUUUGUGGAGAAUUAAUUUGGCAAGCCUCAGCGGGAACUUCAUUAGGAACCGGACGCUGAGGGCCUCACACUUUGAAGCUGGCACCUACGUCUUCAGGUGCUUGACAGUCCUGCCUGGUCUGUUAAAGCACAACUUCAGCUUCAGCUUCCCAUACAUAUAUUUUAGCUUGCCUAGCGCUUGACAAACCUCCUGUUCCUACACUCCUGGGCAUGCAGCAAACAAGAGCUUCACCAUUCUAGCUGGUGGGCUGUGUUCAUCUUGGUAGGUCAUAAACUGUGAGGGGUUUUUUAUCAUUUGCAUCUACUAUUAUUAAUGUCUGAGGGGCAUGUGGCAAAAUUAAAGGGUAAAGGGGACCCCUGACCAUUAGGUCCAGUCGUGACCGACUCUGGGGUUGCGGCGCUCAUCUCGCUUUAUUGGCCGGGGGAGCCGGUGUUUGUCUGCAGACAGCUUCCGGGUCAUGUGGCCAGCAUGACUAAGCUGCUUCUGGCGAACCAGAGCAGCGCACGGAAAGGCCGUUUACCUUCCCGCCAGAUCGGUACCUAUUUAUCUACUUGCACUUUGAUGUGCUUUCGAACUGCUAGGUUGGCAGGAGUGGCAAGAUUGGGGUGUGUAUAUUUUUCAAUAUAUUGUGGCAUUCUAUGAUUUUUGGGGGGUGGGGGUGCUAUAGAUCAUAAAUUAUAUCUUGUAAAAAUACAAUCUCCCAGGAAGCUAACAUCUGGACCAAUAUCCUCUUGUUUAAAGAGCACGACUCCAGCAUACCUUCGUGCCCUUUUAACAGACUGGUAAAUUUUCCACUCCAGGUUUUAUGCACUCUGAUGCUCUUGACAGGGAUGAUGCAGAGCUAGUACUGAGAGGAAUGGAUAAAUCUUACUAAUAAAGCAGUUUUCCUGGCUAAAUUUCUGAAAAGUUCAGUUAUAUAGUCCGAAUUAUUAACAUCUCUCCAGCUAAAGGUACUUUGGUGCCAAAGGAGAACUUGACACAUUAAAAAAAGCCCCCCAAAACUUUGGUUUGAAUCUAAUGGGGAAUAUAAAUUUUGUGUUCUUUUAAAAAUUAAAUAGCAAGUGAAAAUAUAAAAUUACAUGAAAUCGUUUUCCAUUUUCUUUGUCUGUGCAUAUUUUCAAAACAGAACAAAUAAAGAUUGUUAAGAUUUUAGACGGCUGUUGGCAACUUCACCAGUUUUGAUAGCUUGCUCUUUUUCUAAAGGACUUGUGCGUAUUCCUUCACUUGCAAGACUAUCCAGGCACCUUAGAAUUCUACUAGUCCAGGUUUCUAAAUUGCUAUUCCUUGUCCUGUUUUGGAGAUUGAAAGCUUAGAAUGUAGUGAAGAGGAGGUGAAUGGAUAGGCUGCAAAUGACAGUGUAGCAAAAAAACCAUUAUUCUACUGCAGUACUGGGCUAACAUGCGUUAAAUAGGGCAGAGGUUCAUUAAGGCAAAAGGUUCAUUGUGGCCUUUAUGCAGUUUAAAUCUAUUAGGAAUACGAUUUGUAGUGCAAAAUAAAUAGAAGCAGUGUUGGAGAAAGCUUGUACUUGAGCUCUGUAAUCCUUUCCAGAAAUGUUUUGUGUCCGUCUACGAGCAAAAAUAUGCCGAAAGGCUGGGUUGGUGUUCCCUCAAACAAGAAUGCUAACAUAACUGUUUGGCCAUUAAUGUUUAUACUAAUUAUUUUGUCCCCGUUUUAACUUUUAGGCUCUGCUGUUUGGCAGCUGAUAGCAUCGUUCUUGAAGCUCCCGAUCUCUGGAACUCACUGCAUUGUCGGUGCCACUAUUGGAUUCUCAUUAGUUGCAAUCGGCACAAAAGGAGUUCAAUGGAUGGAGCUUGUCAAGAUUGGUAAUUGACAUUUCCUUUUAUUUGUGAAGGUUUGUGUACAAACAUGCAUUGACUGAAACUGGCAUUAUAGAAACACGAUCGUACAAUUUUGCUAUACUUUUGUUUGGGAACUAUAGCCAAAUGAUUUUGCAAAGCUUAGUUUGAUAUCCUGGUUUGGAGGGCUUCCUGGCCAGUGUAAUUGGCCAGUUUGGACAUAAUAGCAAAUUACCGUAUUUUUUUCUCUGUAAGACUCACUUUUUCUCUCCUAAAAAGUAAGGGGAAAUGUGUGUGCAUCUUAUGGAGCGAAUGCAGGCUGUGCAGCUAUCCCAGAAGCCAGUACAGCAAGAGGGAUUGCUGCUUUCACUGAGCAGCGAUCCCUCUUGCUGUUCCGGCUUCUGAGAUUCAGAAUAUUUUUUUUCUUGUUUUCUUCCUCCAAAAACUAGGUGCGUCUUGUGGUCUGGUGCAUCUUAUAGAGCGAAAAAUACGGUACAAUUUUAUUAGAUCCAGAAUAAACGUAUUAGGGAAAGAGGUUGAGCUCAUGGCAGUCUCUGUUUCUGUAGUAUGAUGACAUUCUUUCACAACAAAGGGUUGGGCAUGACAAAAGAAAAAAGAAAAAAAGUUUUAUCUCUGGAAAUGACAAACACUAUCUCACAUGUCCUGGGUAUGACUUCUAGAGCAGAUUUGGAGAUCUCCCCUGAUUCUUCCCAUUCCUGUAAUCCUAGUUAACCCUAAUUCAGAUGCCUGAAGUAGAAUCCCUCUUCAAGUCAUGGUUUUACAGCAUAGUUUCAAGCAGUCCUGAUACCACAGUAUCUGAACUGAGGUUAAUUAUGGUUAAACCUUAUCAUAUCACAGAAGGGAGGAAGAAGCAUGCAAGUGCCCCAAAGUCCAUUUUGGAAAUCAGGUUCCGUGAAGUCUGAACUGAGCUCAUGUGCACUUUAAAUACUGACAUGGAGAGAGAUAGCAGAGCUGUUAUGGCUGCUUUCCUGGGACCACUGGAAGUCAAGCUCUGGUUUCACGUCUGUUUUAUUUCUCGGUUUUUAAAUCCAUGCCAAAGUUAUGUGAGAAUUGAUAGCUUUACAUUUCUAAUUAAAGUGAUCACAGUUAAUAUUUCAAAGCUUAAUGUGCUGUGCAUGCUUGUUGGGGACAUGCACAUUUCUUAAGCCCUCCAGAGCUGCAAGCCAUCUGACCUAAAGUAGAAUUUCUUUAUUUUUAAUUCAGUGUAUUUGUGCUGAAAAAUAGCACAAAUUUAAAUGACAUCUGAAGCUGUGGUGUUCCAAAGUACUCUGUGUUGGUGUUAGACCAUCAUUAGAGGCAUAACCAUGGGUUUUCCUGCUGUGUUCAGUAGAAUGUUCUUUGUAUUUUAAAAGACAUAUAGGACAGGCAUGAGAGCAAUCAUUCUUAAAAACUUGAGUUUUUCUUACGAAUUAAAAUUUUGUAACUCCCUUGUGUAGUUUGGGACUUGCAAAAAUGCUCAAUUCUCUCUUAAAUGCCAAUGUUAUCUAUAGAGUAUCCAGUACUGAGUUGAAUGAUUUUUCUAUCAUCACUGUCUCGUUUCUAUAGAUUUUUAUUUUUCAAAUAAUGGGUGAGUGGGUGAGGAGAUGCAAUUUUUACGUUCACUUUAACAGCUGGUAAGCCUUUCAGGGAAAAAUAUGCUAAAUAUCCAGCUAAAAAUAUUCCAUUCUCAUGCAAUUUCGCACAAAACACAUUGAAAUCAAUGAGACUUAAACAUGCCUAAUCUCAGGAGGACUGUGAGUUGGCGCACACUUUUUUCUUCUAACCUGUAAGCCAACUUUUUUGCAGUAUCCAGGAUCAAUAAAAAAUAAACGUGCAUUGUCAAAAGCUUAUAAUAUUUUUAUUGGAUAGGAUUUUAGCACAGUUGUAAAUUAUAUAUUUUCAGUUUUUUCUUCUUGUUUUGCUUUUAUUCAGUUGCUUCUUGGUUUAUCUCCCCAUUGUUAUCUGGUAUGAUGUCUGGUGUGCUGUUUCUGCUGAUUAGAUUCUUCAUCUUAAAUAAGGUUAGUGGCGAAAUUUGUGCUUCCUGUUUUUGUUGCCGGUAAGACUGUAAUGUAAGUGACAAAUAGGCUUUGCUGUUCUUCACCGCCAGCUACCCACCACAUACUCAAAAUGCACUCCAGAGGCUGUCAUAUGCCCUAUUCCCUUAGUAAUCUCAGUGCCUGUAGAUUUUCUUUAAAGUCUGCAGAAGGUACAUUUACUUAUUCAAGUUUCAAAGUUCAUGAAUGCUAAGUUCAUCUUGAAAUGGCUUGAUAUUCAUACAAGUUGUGAGUUCCUACGGUUCCAUUGGGUUCUAGUGUUCCACCAAAAAUGGAAGUCAAGGUGUUAGUGUGUAAAUGAGGCUGGAUUUUUACUAAUGGUUCUUAUUGGGUUAUGAGGAUCAAAGUAAACAGGCUGCGGUGUGGUACACAGGUGAUAGGCGGCAAAACCUGCCCCAGGCAGUGGAGUCGCCCCAAGGAGAUUUAGCCCUCAUUUUAUUUUGUUCCCCAUUUUAUUUACUCCCAUGUAAUCAAAUCACUCUGUUCACUUAUUUCAGGGAACAGUAAAGGGUUUUUUUUGUGGGGGCAGAACCCAUUUGCUACCCCAAUAUUGCUUCAGCCUCCACUAAGUGGUACUGUUUGUGAUGUGUCACUGUGCACAGAGAUGCAUUCCUACACAUAACAUGCAUCUUCCCAGUAAACGGGCCCACCCCCCCAUACAUCACCUGCCACAGUCACUAGCAUUUUCUAAUGUCAUUGUUUUUGGGUUUUUCCCGAUUUUUUUUUUAUUGCUUUUCAACAUUUAUCACAAAAUAACAUGGCAAAUUAAAGGGACGCGGGUGGCACUGUGGGUAAAACCUCAGCGCCUAGGACUUGCCGAUCGCAUGGUCGGCGGUUCGAAUCCCUGCGGCGGGGUGAGCUCCCAUCGUUCGGUCCUAGCUCCUGCCCACCUAGCAGUUCGAAAGCACCCUUAAGUGCAAGUAGAUAAAUAGGUACCGCUUUAUAGCGGGAAGGUAAACGGCCUUCCCGUGUGCUGCUCUGGUUCGCCACGUGACCCGGAAGUGUCUGCGGACAGCGCUGGCUCCCGGCCUCUUAAGCGAGAUGAGCGCACAGCCCUAGAGUCUGUCAAGACUGGCCCGUACGGGCAGGGGUACCUUUACCUUUACCUAACAUGACAAAUUACACAACAAAGAAAAAACACACACACCACGCUAUAAUAAACUAAACACACAAGAAAAAAAGAUUGUCUCUUCAAAUAUCCAACUUUCAUCACAUUGAUGACUGACUUCCUUGAAUUCCCUCUAACUGAAUUUCAUUAUAUCACCUUUAUAACAGUUCUCCAAGUUCAUAUUUCUAAUAAUAUUAACUCCUCUCAUUUACUAACCUCUUUUCCUUUAUUAAUAUUCUAAUCCAUAAUAUUUACUACCACGUAUCCUUAUUCUACCCCUAAGCCUAUUUGUCACUUCCAAGGAUUUUCUAUUUAUCUAAUGUCAUUGUUAAAAUGGGUUUUGAGAUGGCUGCCCCGUUGUUUUGCCUUUUGAAAUUUAAAUUGUUCAGCGGCAGUAAAGACACCCAGGACACAGUUUUAAUCAGAUACACCAUUUGUUCAAAGAGCAAAAUUAUUUUUGCCGUAAGUUUAGUAAAUGGUUAAAAUAUUGAGCUCCCAUCGUGUAAGGUUCUCAGGAAAGAUGCAGACAUUUUGUAAAGCCCUAAAGGGACUCAAAUCAGUCAUGAGGUUUCAGUAGCCUGUGUUAAGGACAUCGGCACUCAAGUGAUAAAUUCAUGGGUUCUAAUUAUGGAAUUUGAAUUUGCCUGAAAGCCAAUGGCGUUUUGAAAUUAGAGAGUGACAUGCAUAAGUCAAACUGACAGUAGGUUGCAUGUCUGGCCCUCUUCUGGACUAGAUCUGUCCCCAGAAGCAAAUGUAUGGGAGGAGAGCUGAAAGAAAACACAUCAUUUUGCUUCUUACUCCCACUGAUCAUGAGUUGCCAUUUCUCACUUUCCCAGUUCCUUUUUUCUUAUUUUAAUAUUGUAGAGAGCUAACAAGGACUCUGGAAUAACUCUAAAACUGAAACGUAAUACACAGCUACAAGCUGUAGAGGAUAACUAAUAUAUGCCACUGUUUGUGCACGGCUUCUCUCUGUUGACUAAAUAAAGAAAAGUUUAUCAACUGCACCUACAGUUCAGAGUCUGAAACCGUUCUAUUUGUUGCUGAGUUGCUUUAGGUGUGGGCAUCUGUCUAGCAGCGUUGAAGCAUCCAGAGAUCAGUGUGUGCUUUCAGCACUGAAAUGCAACCCAUUUUAGUGGAACACUGCUACAAUACCUGUAAAACAUUCCUCUCCCCUUUCAAAUUGCCAAAGCUUCAGAAUAAGAGGCUGUGAAACUGUAAACAGAAAUUAUCCACUCAGUAAAUCAAAACAAAGGAUUGCAACCUCUUUCUGUAACCCUGAUCUGAUUGCUUGUGAUAUCCACAACUUUGAUGUCCUGUAACAUUUUUUGUCAAUAGCUACUUAUACCCACACAAAGUCCCUAUUCCAAAAAGUUGCUUCCAACCUUUAGAAAUGCCGGUGAAAAUCUUACUAUAUUACUAGAAGCUGUGCCACAUUCUCUGCAUUUGCCAGCUCCCCUGUCACUUUUUCUCGCUCUGCUCAAACCUCUGCCAUUGUUUAAAAUCACUACCCCCAAUUUCCUUUGUUCAAACUUCUGCAGUUGUUUAAAAACCUGUCCUCUCUUUUGCUCUCUGCCAUCAUGACUUCAUUCAAAUUGAGGGUUGUGAUGAUAACAGGCAUCACCCCACUCAUGCACGAUCAUGUAUGUCCACGAUGCUGGGAAACAACCAGCCAAACAAAUAAAUAAAUUCAAACCAAGAAACGACGGGAGAGGCCUCGUGGCUCGCAAGGAGACCCUCUCCAGAGCCCAAAGAGGAUUUCCGUGAGGGCGGAGGCAGUCCCAAAGAGACUGGAGGCGCAGCAGGGCUUUUGUUUCCACUGCUCAGCCUCCCCGCCUAGCAGCUGACACGUGCGGUAGCGCAGCAGCAGUGGCUGCUUUUCUGCACAUUCUUCAGACUCCAGGUGGCUCUGGAUCUUCAAUUCUAGUUGAAGUGAAAGUUGUGUAGAGAGAGAGAGCUGAAGAGUAGGAAGAGGCUUUUAAGAGGGUGCUUCCCACUUACGCAAUUUCUACUUACGCGCACGGGGCCCUGGAACGUAACCCCCACAUAAGUGGGGCGGGGGACGCCUGUACACCACAAACCCUCCAGUGAAGGCUGAUUGUUGAUAGCCUUGCAUUUUCAUGUAUAUAGGGAGGCAACAUUAAGUGUUUAUUUCAAAGCCCCUCGAGGUUUAAAGUUUCAGUGCAAUUAAUUUUUAAAUGGAGACUUCAUAUGGUGGACAGAUCCAGUAUUCAGUGACUGUGCUCACCCAUGAGGAGCUAAACAACGUUUUCUCCCAUGGUUCAUUUCAUUGGAACCUGUGGUUAAUCUUAACUGCGGCUGGAAUGAAACAAGCCAACUUCAAUUGGAAUAAAAAAUACGUCUCUUUUAGGAGCACAGGGAACCACUAUACUGAGUCAGACCAUUAGGUAUUGAACCUGAUACGUUCUUCAUGCAAACAGAUACUCUGCCAAUGAGCUUAUGGUCCUUCCCUUAGGGCUAUUUUGCUUGCUUGCUUGCUUGAACUUCCAGUUAAACAAAUUCAUUAAAAAGAGAGGUGGUUUCCUGGCAGCCUGUGUUUUUACCAUCAAACCUGGAGGAAAGCAAGGGAUAGCAUGGUGCAUGUAGGGAUACUGAAAUUUCUUGGAGACCAGCCCCGGAGAAGCAUUUAUUCUUUGUGGUUCCACUCCUCCCAGCAAUUACUGCAUAAGGACAGUGAACAUAGAUUUCUGUUUUGCCGUGAUACUGAUAUGUAGUUUGGCAGCCUGCCUCCGGCUCUAAUCAAAACACUCCCUUGCUUAUGAGGCAAGGAAGGGUAAAGCUCGUAGACCUCCUGAUAAUUUCCCUUUCCUGCCAAUUCUCCCUAGGGAGGCAAAGUGCUUUAAUCUUUCUAUCUCCUAAUAAGAUAAUUUUCUACACUCCUAAAACUGUGUGCGUCUCUGAAUGGGCAAGCCAGUGAGAGGGAAUGACAGACUAGGGAACAGAACAGACUCAUAAGGGAUAUAACUCAGACUGUCAGAUCCUGUCUGCCUAGAAAUCUGUCUGCCUAGAAAUCUAGUACAACCAUUUUCACAAUUGUUUCUUACUCAUGGAAAUAGGGGCCCUGUCCAGCAACAGGGUGACAGUUGUGUUUCUGUGUGUCUGUGACAAUAUUUGUUUGGGCGUUGUUGCCUCUUACAGUGCGGACAACAGAACCAGCUGAAGGUGCCUCUUACAGUUUUAACUCAUCCAGACGUUUGCUGUUGUCUGUCCUUAUUUUUUAAUCUGGGGCUGAUUCCAGAAUUCAGAAGCCACAUUUUUCUUUUUUGCUUUGUGACAUAUUUGGGUAAUAAAGGCUGGAUUUUUGCUAGCAAAUAAAUAUUCAGGGCCUCCUCAUUUGGAGUGAGUUGAAUUUUUUGACUGGCUGUAUCUAAUGCAGUAUCUCCAAAGCUGUGAUAUUUUAUCUUCUUUUAUUCUUUAUACAGGAAGACCCUGUGCCCAAUGGUCUUCGAGCCCUUCCAGUCUUCUACGCUGCUACAAUAACAAUUAAUGUAUUCUCUAUAAUGUAUACAGGUGCCCCUGGUGAGUAUUAUUUGACUUACGAUGUCCACUAUGUUACAUGCCGGCUGUAGUCAAACACUCUAUGAAGAAGAACAAAGGCUUCAAAAAUUACCAAAUGUAAUAAUUCAUAGGGAAAUUUUGGGACUUCUGAAUAUCAUUCUGGAUGCUGGAUGAUUGGUAAAGGACAAAAAGAGUUGAUAAAUGUUACAACUGACAAGGCUGGUUUUGCUUUCCGUAAAAGAAGGAACACAUUCAGACAGCAGUUCCUGGAAAAGCAAGACAAACUAGCGUGUUUUCACCUAAGCCAUUGUAGAUCUGUGAGGGCCACUUUGCACAUCAUGUGUUUGCUGCGCAGGAUUUACCACCAAGAGUAAAACCCACAUGGAUUCACAGCCAGCCACAGUCUCUUGACAAGUGUGCUUGCAUGAUGUGCAUGUUUCAAGACACAUAUUUGUAGCACUUGAUAUGCCACUUAAAAAACCUUAGGCACAUACCAAAGUUUAAUGUCCAAAGUUGCUCUGAUUUUGUUUCUGUCGAAAGCUGAAACUUCCAUGUUCUAAAUAUGCACAUUUGCUAAUAAAGGGUAGCUGAAUAAAAUGCAUCCUCCUUACUUUUUAUUUUUUGUGAUCAGUAGAACCAGGCAACACACCACUGUCCUGUAUUAUGUUGAACUUGUAAAGUGGCACAAGCUGUUAUUGCUUUAGUUUUACGGUUAACACCAGAUGCAGUUUAGUAGCAAUAGCAGAUUGUACCAAUCUGAUGCACAGUGCUCUGCCCAUGUGUUUAUAAUAUUACCAGUCUCUUGAGCAAGGAGCAUGUGUGUCCAUGUGUCCUGAGUUACAGAGGAAAUGACUUGGAUUUAAAAUCUUGUGCUUUUACCACCAUGUCAUUUAUUUUUUUGAUUUUAUUGGUGUGUUAAAAAUAGGCAGCUGUACCAGAUCAGUUGUAUGUAGAGUGACAAAAGAUAUGGGCAGCUGCCAUUCCCAAUGAAAUGAAAGUACUGACUCGAUUUCAACAUAUUAUGUAUCAGAUUCAAGGAAAGGAGCUGUGCUUAACAAUUGCUGGUUUGUAUAUCAUGGAUGAAGUACUGUGAGGACUCCAAUGACAAAAGCACCAGAAAUUAUGCCCGUGGCUUUGGACUCCCAUGCUGUUUUUACCAAUUAAAACCACAUUACAUCUCCUGUCAAUUGACAGUGCUGGCUUGCAUGACCUGUGUACAGAAUUGGGCCUGUAGGUAUUUAAGAGUAUGCAUGCUAUGACGGAAGGCAGAUAAUUAUACAUGCAGCAGUAUGGCAAAUUCAGUGGCCCAUGUUGGAGUCAUAGCUGGUGAGCAAUCAUCAUGAGCUCUAUGUGGAAAUUCUUUAAAAAAAACUGCCACAGAGUAUAAUAGAUGUUUUCUUGGUGUAGAGGUCAAGCCAAAGGAGAUGACCUUUACGGUGGGGUGGAAAGCCUCAUACCCAUUUUUCAAAUGAACAGAAAUGUAGAGAUGCCAUAGUGAACUUCAGUGCUGAACACAGUGGCAACUCAAACCCUUGUGAUUUGGGCAGCUUACAUGAGAGUGAUAAAGAUCUUGAUGGACUUAAUAAGAAUGGAAAGGGAUGGUGGCAAUUGGGUACUGCAUUUGAAUACAUUUGCCACUUUGCUUCCAUAGCUUGUUGUUGUUUAGUCAUUUAGUCAUGUCCAACUCUUCGUGUCCCCAUGUACCAGAGCACGCCAGACACUCCUGUCUUCCACUGCCUCCCGCAGUUUGGUCAAACUCAUGCUGGUAGCUUCGAGAACACUGUCCAGCCAUCUCGUCCUCUGUUGUCCCCUUCUCCUUGUGCCCUCCAUCUUUUCCAACAUCAGGGUCUUUUCCAGGGGGUCUUCUCUUCUCAUGAGGUGGCCAAAGUAUUGGAGCCUCAGCUGCAGGAUCUGUCCUUCCAGUGAGCACUCAGGGCUGAUUUCCUUAAGAAUGGAUAGGUUUGAUCUUCUUGCAGUCCAUGGGACUCUCAAGAGUCUCCUCCAGCACCAUAAUUCAAAAGCAUCAAUUCUUUGGCGAUCAGCCUUCUUUAUGGUCCAGCUCUCACUUCCAUACAUCACUUCAUGGCUUACAAUCCUCAAAAAUGCAAAAUAUGUUCGGUAAGGCCUUGUUCACUUAGCUGACUUGAAAGAACUUGAGCGUACAGAGCCAGGAGGUCACUGCUUGAAAUUUUGGGGUGAAACAAUUUAAAAAUAAAUAAAUUAUGCAGAACGUGUAACAGAAUUUAUAAAUAAAAACUGCAACAUGCACAACAGAAUCAUUGGCAUUGCACAAAGUAGAGAAGCAAGGAAUUCAGUUUCCUAUGACAUGGUCAGAGUGAUAAUGCAUCUCACAGGAUUAAGAAACAUCUCUUCAGCCUAGAAGGUGAUGACGACAAAGCCGUAUUCAUAGUCUGUUAAUCUCUCUGCAUGACUGAUGCAUGAUUCAGAUGAUGUUUUUAAAAGCCAUAGAACAGUUCAAGAGGUUCAGUCCAUUCAGAAUAGUACCUACAGAAGUCACAGAACCUGACAGUAGCAACAUACUUCUGGUCUCCCUGACAACAAUUGUGGCAACAGAUGAUGUUCCCAUUAAUUUGCUGAGGGCUAAUGACCAAUGGAUAGAAAUUGCAAGACGUCAUUUCAUUUCUUUUUUUCUGUAGGAAUUUCUAGACUGUUCAACAUACAUCUUAUCAGAGAUUAAUAUGAAGGUUUGAUUCAUCAGGGCAACUCCUCUCUCAUGAUCCACUGGGGGAAAAAUAACUUUAUAAAACUUUUGCUUCGUUGUAUAUUGUCAAAGGUUCUGACACAGCAGAACAUAAAGAAAAUGAUCACGGCUGAUGUUUUCAGAGACUGCAUACACGCAGAGACUUGUUUAAAGGUGCUUACCAAAUGAUCCAGAUGUUAUGAUGUCUAGAUGGAAUACGGAUUCUCUGUUUCACUGUUGCUUGUGAAGGUUGGAGAACAGAUGAGCACCACGCCAAAAGCAGGCUAUUGGUGUAGAUAACCCUACAUGAGGUUCAGGACUUGUGUGCAUUGAUGGUAAUGCACUAAUUCAAGCAGCAGGGAACCCUCAGGAGUUCCUGACAUUUUGUGAGCGUGCUGACAAAUUCUUCUGCUCUGUGGUCUGACACUUUGGGGACAGUACUCCAGUCAUUUUUGAUGGAUGCACUUGAGUCUGUUCCACAAAGGCUGACACACAACCCAAACAAAUAGGUUCGAAAGAGGCACGUUGAUGGGCCUGGUGUGCUGGUGUGAAGUCACAUCACUGGGGGAAAAAAAUAUGUUAUGGUAAAUGUUAGAAAACCAAUGUGGAAGGAUGUAAUUUUGUUUCUUUUUUCAGUCCUAGGAAUCGUUCUUCCUAUGUGGGCAAUAGCGCUGAUAUCAAUUGGUGUAUCAGUAAUAUUCGCUAUCUUAGUCUGGAUAUUUGUGUGUCCGUGGAUGAAAAGAAAAAUAGCAAGUAUGUCUUUGGGGGUGGGGGAGGUCAAAAUGUGUGUAAUGUUAAAUCCCAUGUCUGAGGAAAUACCUUUCCAGUGUGUUUUCUAGAAUAGUGAUGAUGCUUUAAAUAUAACUGCGACAGGUGACCUUUUUAUGUCUUGCAUAGCAUGACAUUUUGGUUUUUAGUUGUUGUGUUUUUAAAAUGCAGGCCAUGUUCCAAAGAUGAAAGCUCACUGUGGCUUCAUACUUAAAAACAAAAACACAAACAAAAAACCCCCAGGAGAUUCCUAUUUCGUAUCUUAAAUACCUUUGAAACUUAACUUGUUUCCAAAAAUUACUUACUGUGUGACAAAUGGGGGGAAUGAUACAUGAGAAACAGAAAUCCCAUUCAGCCAAGGUAGCUUCAGACUUCUCGUGUAGUACUUCGUGUCCCAGCCAGAGUAUUUUAUUUAUCUAACAGCUAGGCUGCUUUGAGCUCAAGGAAGCAUAGAACAAAAAUUUAAGAUUUAGUGAUCUAAAUUAGAUUGAUGUGUAGGUGGAAGCAAAUGUUCUGUUUUCUUGGUCUCUGGAGGGAGUUUAAUCUUACAGAUAUGGGCAACUUUCUGGGUUUCUUGACAAAAGAGGAAAGCAGUCAGUGCAUUUAUUUAAGUGAUACUAGUGAUUUCUGUUGAGUGGAUAAUUAACCCAUCCUUAUAAAAGCUCCGUGUUUUCCUUAGGUCGGUUAAAGAAAGAAGGGGCAUUAUCAAAGAUAUCUGACGAAAGCCUUGACAAAAUACAAGAUGAGGAUACACCUGUCUUUAAAGAACUUCCUGGUGCCAAAGCAAACGAUGAAAGUACUAUUCCUCUUACUGCCUCUGGAACAGAAGAGGCUGGUGUAUCGGAUAAUAUAGCAAAUGGAAGCCAUCCACGUGUGCCAUACGGUGAGAAACCAAGAGCACAUAAAUUAUUUUCUGUUUUUGUGUUGCUGCCUCCUGAUAUCUAGUGGGCAAUUCCCUUCUGUGCAAAACCCCUUCCCAUCCCAACUUUUUUGCUGUACAGGGUGAAUAAAAAGAGAGAGUAUGUGGUUUUCUUUUUUGGAUAAUUGCUCAUGCUCUUUUUCUGGGUGCUUGUGCAUAACAGUUUUUUAAAGAACAACACACAGUUGUAUGCUACACUGUGUAAUUGUGUAUUGUCUUCUCAAACAGCUACCUGUUCAUUUCCCACAGUUUCUUUUAGUGGAUGAUGCAUUUAAGGCUGCUGUCAUAUCAAUUUCUGAUAUACUGGUAUUGAACAAUAGAAAUGACAUAAUAUUUUGGCUGAAUUUUUAAAUGGCGCUUUAAUAUUUGAGAUAUUUGAACUAUGUUUCACCAAUAGACAAGUCUAUGUCUAUGUCUUUGUUUUCAAAGACCGAGAGUACCGUAUUUUUCGCUCUAUAAGACGCACCAGACCACAAGAUGCACCUAGUUUUUGGAGGAGGAAAACAAGAAAAAAAUAUUCUGAAUCUCAGAAGCCAGAACAGCAAGAGGGAUCACUGCGCAGUGAAAGCAGCAAUCCCUCUUGCUGUUCUGGCUUCUGGGAUAGCUGCACAGCCUGCAUUCGCUCCAUAAAAUCCCCACACAUUUCCCCUUUUUAGGAGGGAAAAAGUGAGUCUUAUGGAGCAAAAAAUACGGUAUUUUACUCUAGUAGCUGAACAGGAAUGAAUGAAUGAAUGAAUGAAUGAAUGAAUAAAUAAAUAAAUAUUAAUUGCAUUUAUUCCCCAUCCUUUCCUUUAAUGAGCUCAAUGUGGUAUAUAUGGUGUCCCCCCCCUCAUUUAAUCAUCACAACAGCCUUGUGAGGUAGGUUAGGCUGAGAGGUAGUGAUUGGCCCAAGGUCACCCAGUGAGCUUCAUAGCUGACUGGGAAUUUGAACCCUGGUCUCCCAAGGUCCUAGUCCAACACUCUAACCGCUACGCUGCAAUGGCUCUCCAUAUGCAGUUAUUUAUGUUAUUAUUACACCUAAAUUGGUAAUUUGAAAUAACAUGGUUCCUGCCUGCAGAUUUAUAAUCUGAAGGUAAAGACAAGAGAAAUUGGGGAGGAUAAAUCAAUUGGGGAAAGGUGGGUGGCUACCCCCCUCCCCUACAACAGGCCAAUAGAAGUGUUUCUUUCUUCUGACAUUUAACCCAGAGUGGCUGGCUGAUUCUGCAGUCCAAGAAGAGAAGGGGUUGGCAAUUGGCGAGGAAAGAGCCUCAGUCUGUCUCCCAAGCAACAAAGUACUUGGCUUGAUCAUGCCUGAACGCCAUUUUCCAACUCUUUGACUAGCGUGGAUUCCACUGAAUAUUCUUGUGUUCUCUCUCUACAUAUCUCUGACCAAUUUGGUCACCAGAAAAUGGACUUGGAGCAGCAAAUAUGCUCUGAUGGAGCACAAAUGCUCAUACAAAUGAUUUUUUUUAAAAAAGAGUGAUAUUUCUUUGGAGUUUCACUGUUCUGUUGCCUUUAGGUCUUUAGCUUCCUCUGGGGAAAAAAAAUACUUUUCUUUGCUGUUUUAGGAAGAGCAUUUUCAAUGACACAGAGUAUGGUGAAAUCUCCAAUUUCCAACGGCACCUUUAAUUUUGACGGCCACAUGAAGAGCGAUAUUCAUGUGUAUCACACUGUGCACAAAGACUCGGGAUUGUACAAAGACUUACUGCACAAAAUACACCUGGACAGAGGCAGCGACAACCGGCCUACACAAGAAAACAACUACAAACUGCUGCGGCGUAACAAUAGUUACACUUGCUACACAGCUGCCAUCUGUGGGAUGCCAGUGCAUUCGUCCUUCAAGGCGGCUGAUACGUCAACCCCAGAAGAUAGCGAAAAGCUAGUUACAGACACGGUUUCCUAUUCCAAAAAAAGGGUUCGUUACGACAGCUACUCCAGCUACUGCAACGCCGUGGCAGAAGCAGAAAUUGAAGCUGACGAAGGUGGUGUGGAGAUGAAGCUGGCGUCUGAGUUAGUAGAUCCUAGCCACCCCCCUGAAGACCCCGCAGAGGAUGAGAGAGAUGAGAGGGACUCCUCACAGGUUCACCUGCUUUUUCACUUUCUCCAGAUCCUCACAGCUUGCUUUGGAUCGUUUGCUCAUGGGGGCAAUGAUGUCAGGUAAGUGAGGAGAGCUUGCAUAUGUGAACGAUGUCAUCAUUUAAAAGUUCUGUUGUUUGCUCCAGCAGUCCAACCAGGUAAAAUCUGCUGCAGAAUCUUAGUGAUGCUGAUCUGCUUUAAAAGCAGGCAUUGCUCAAAAAGUUCCUGCAUCUAUGGCUGUAUCUUCACACUGUGCGUAAAACUUCCAUUUGUGUGAAAAACAAAUACAGAAAUGAAAACACCUAUCUGAGAUUGAGGGUUCCAAGUCUGAACAAUUUUUGUUGGCUUUACACUGGAUUUCAUCUUCCCUCUUGGUGCCAUAUUGCUUGUGUACAGGUUUAGCUAGAAUUUAACAGCUCUAUUUGCUGACUACUGUAUUUUUCUGUGUAUAAGAUGAGGGUUUUUUUAAAAAAUUAAAAAUAUUGUUAAAAAAUUUGGGGUUACCUUAUACACGGUUAGGGGACACGGGUGGCGCUGUGGUCUAAACCACUGAGCCUCUUGGGUUUGCUGAUCAGAAGGUCGGUGGUUCGAAUCCCCGCGACGGGGGUGAGCUCCUGUUGCUCGGUCCCAGCUCCUGCCAAAAAGCACACCAAAAAGUGCAAGUAGAUAAAUAGGUACCGCUCCGGUGGGAAGGUAAACGGCGUUUCUGUGCGCUGCUCUGGUUUCGCCAGAAGCGGCUUAGUCAUGCUGGCCACAUGACCCAGAAAAACUGUCUGCGGACAAACGCCAGCUCCCUCGGCCUGUAAAGCGAGAUGAGCGCCGCAACCCCAGAGUCGUCUGCGACUGGACUUAACUGUCAGGGGUCCUUUAUAUAUUUUUUUAAUACACGGGUAGUGCAUAGAGGGGGUGGGCGAUUGUUCGCAGCCACGAGUAGGAGAUAUAUGGCAGUGAUUGGGUGGGUGAUUGAUGUAUGCUCCAAGGGCUGUUUGGAAUUGGCUGUUGUUGCGGCAAUUGGGUGGGCGAUUUGUGGCUGUUGGUGGCGAUCAGGCAGAUGAUUGUUGUCUUCUGUGAGGUGUGCGAAUGGCAGCUGCGGUCAGGCGGAUGAGCUCAACAAGUCUGGGCAAUCUCCCCCCAUUUUUUUAAUUUGGAGUCCCAAAAAAUAGGGGUUGUGUUAUACAUGGGAGCGUGUUAUACAUGGAAAAACACAGUACGUUUUCAGCAAGUUUUACCAAGUUGCGGGCCAGUUUCUUGUUCAUAAAUCAGGAGAAGGUUGCAAGGCACUUGUCAGUCCAGUGCCUUGGAAAAUAACCUCCCAGGCAGGCUUAGUUGUAUUGUGCAUAGAAACAAAAAGCAGCUACUGUAAACAAAUAGCCUGCUGUAAUAUAAGAGGUUGCUUCUUGCACUCCCCACAAAUCCAUUCUGUUUUUAAUAAAGCAUAGCUUGUACAACAGGCUUGCCUUUAUUGGGCCAGUUUUGGGUAUCUGUAAUCAUAUCCCAUUGAUUUUUAUACGCACCCAUUUGCCACUUCUGGCUCACCGCAGUGUCUUACAGCUUUUUAGAACUUCCUGUGCUUGAUCAUAUAUCAGAUUAAUAAGCUGAGCUAUGAAUGAGCCUUCUUGGCUUCACAGACAGCCACGUCGCUCCACAUUCAGCAAGCAAAUAAACCAGGAAACCUUCAAUUGAGUAUGGAGUCUGAGCUGGUUAACAACUUUGGAGCAAGCCAGGGCAUUGAACCACAACUUCAAAGCAUGGUUUCCUAGUAUGGGCAAAAUGGCAAGCUAUAGUUCAAGGUUUCGAAACGUUAGACUUGGGUCUGUGUGCUGCCCUCCAAGCCUCUCUGUGUGGCACUCAAGACUCAGCCCAGAGUCCCACCCCCUCUUGCAAGCCCUGCUUUGCAUCUCCCUUGAAUGCUUUUGCCUGGUUGGAAUGUGUCCGUCAACUGUGAUAUUGCAUAGAAAAGGGGUGUGUGAGCAUGUGUAGAAACUAGCUCACUGUACAAAGGUAACAUGUACAGGUGCUGCUAUACUCACUUUUGUCUCUGGCCCUGCCUGCAGAAGGGAAUGUGGCCUCCAGCUGAACAAGGUUCCUCAACAAUGCUGUAGUUCAUUGAAGACUUUGUGGUCACUCGCCUGCCAAAAGGAAGAGCUUAAAGGGCUGUCUGUGCAUGUGGCCAAGAAACAUACCCAUCUCUUAACUUAUUAAGCCAAGAGAUGAUAUCCGAAGUCCCACUGCGGAAGUUGGGGCCAUCGGAGAGGUUGUCCUGCCUGGAUCCAUGUCAGUAGCAGAUAGGAGCAUAGAAACUUGCUUUGUUUUGGCACUCGCUCAUUGAGUGAGUCCAGAUAAACAAUGAGGCCACGGAUGGGAAAUCAGCUGUGGGAUUCAAAUCCCUGUGAGCAUGAACUGUAACCAAGUUCUUAACUGGAGAGUAGGCACUUCCUGGGUUAAUUAUACAGUGUUUACUCUUUCUUUGUAAAGGAACACUCCCAAGUUAUUUGGCAUGGCAAUGAAGUUUAGUGUUUUAUGGUCAGGUGCCCUGUUAAUUAUUUAACGUAAAAAUAGCAGCCAAAAGCAAAGGCCAGUUGUACGGCUGACAUUUCAUUGCCUAUUUUUAAUACAGUGGUACCUUGGGUUACAGACACUUCAGGUUACAGACGCUUCAGGUUACAGACUCCACUAACGCAGAAAUAGUACCUUGGGUUAAGAACUUUGCUUCAGGAUGAGAACAGAAAUGGUGCAGCGCCAGCGGGAGGCCCCAUUAGCUAAAGUGGUAUCUCAGGUUAAGAACAGUUUCAGGUUAAGAACAGACCUCCAGAACGAAUUAAGUUCUUAAGCCGAGGUACAGCUGAUAAAUAAAUUCAAAUACACUGUUUCGUAUAGUUCAACAUUUAAUGGAAACGUAAUGCAGUGCUCAAAGGCAUUGCAUUAUUAAAACAUAUUCAACACAAUGGGAUAUAAACAAGAAUGAAAUAUGUCAGGUAUUAUGUAAAAGUGAAGAUGCUACUGUCAAUGGAAUGGAUGAGCUUUGGCUAAAAACUGCCAUCACAAAAGAGAACCACAUGAAUAGCUCUAUAGCAGUGCACAAAAAUGUCAACUUGGUCCAAUUACAAUAUAAACAUAAAAGAUGUGAAGAAGAAGCAGGAGCUGUACUUCUGUGCGAUAUACUUUUGCAUAAUGCUAUGGAGCAUUUAUAUACAUUUGUAUGUAUUAUGUAUUAAUGCAACAACCGUAUGCCCAAGAGCAUUUAAGCUUGAAAAUAGAACCAAUUCUGAAAUGAGUGGAGAUUUAAUAUUGUAGUAAAGCAUUUGUUGACAUCAGUGAGUACUUGAAGCAAUUUUUUGAUUUAGGCAUAUUGUGCACAAAUAAGGCUUGCCUCUAAAGCAGGGGUAGUCAACCUUUUUAUGCCUACCGCCCACUAAUGCAUCUUUCUUGAUGGUAAAAUUUCUUUAACGCCCACCAGUGCUCGAUGGAAGGGGGAUUCAGCUUGUGCCGGAGAACCCCCUACCGCCCACCUAGAAUCCUGAAACGCCCACUAGUGGGUGGUAAGGACCAGGUUGACAAUCCCCGCUCUGAAGGUUCACAGAGAGGAGGAACAUCUGGUGUAGCACAGUGGCUAGGAAUGGGAGCCAAAAAGUCACAGGUUCAAAUUUGAGCCGACACGCACUCAUUGAGUAGUCUACUCUCUCUCAGCCACAGUCUGGCCUCUGCAACAGGAGGUUAAUAAUUCUGGCCUCAUUUGAACACUGGAAAUAUUUUUCCUCUUCCACCUUUGGUGUUAUCAUUCUCAUUCCAAGUCUGCCCGUAAGCUGUGUAGUUUGGCUGAAGGUGCCAUUGGAAUGGCAGUUCUCCAUGGAUCAUUGUCAGAUUGGCGGGUGGGGAUGGGGAGUGCUGAGCAUUCCUCCUGCAUGCUCCUUGAUGUGGGCUGGUUGCUGGCUUCCUCUUUCUUUGCUAUUUAUAAUCUGCUCCACAGUUUUAUGGACCUGAAUUGUGUUCCAGUGUGAUGAAUUGUGGCUUUAUUUUCAACUGGAAUUGUGCCUGUUGCAAGCCAAGCCCUCUUCAGGCUCGAUUUGCAUAUAUCACAGUGCUGCUUCCUCCAGGUGGCUCAGCCUGUUAACGUCCCUCAAGGAUUGUCCCAGUGAUAUCUUAAUUUCCCCUGCUUUUUCUGAUAAAAACACAAAGAGAUAAAAAUGUCCUUUCUAAGUUAAUGGAGCACAGGGUGAACCAGCAGCUUCUUUUCUCUACGCUGAAAGCAUGGCAAAUUAGGUUUGUUGGCUGAUUCUGAGCUCUUAAUGUGGUGGAAGACCAAAAAAAAAAAAAGUUAUUCCAUCAGAGAAAUUACAGAAUGAAAAUUGAAAUGUGUGUGAGAAGGGCUGAGCAGGUGGAGGCUGGAAUGUGAAGGUUAUGUUUGCAAGACAACCAUGCAGAAAGACGGAAUGCAAGAGCUAUUGCCAUAACUGUUUAGGGCAAAGGAAGGAGGAAAAGAUAAGAGAGUUGCUAUGCCUCGUGAUUAAACCGGAAGAAACUGGUAGAAGGAAGUAUUGCCGUAUAUGGACAUUGCUACCCCUUUGCUUCCCUUUGCUUGUAAGUGUGUAAAUGCUUGUGCAGUUUUCGUAUUUGGUGUGCCGCCUUCCAUCUACCUGCUGGUUGAGGUUGUUUCACAUCGGCCUAGCCACGCCUGAAUAAGCACCCUGUUUGAGUGACAAUUUGUGUCUGGAUUCUGUUGGCUGUUUCAGGCAGCCGAUAGAACCCCAAUAUUUCCCCAAACUUCACUUGUGUGUGUCUGUGCCAUGCACAGUUUUAGAAGCCUCUAUCAAGUCCCUUCCCUACUCCAAGUUGUCUCUUCUUCCUAAAAGAAAAAGCCACAUGCCAGGGGUGUGUGGCCCUCCAGGCCUUUCUGCCUGGCACUUGGAGCUCAGUCUAUGCCACACCCUCCCCAGCCUUCCCACCUUCCUUGAGUGCCUGUUCCUGGCUGGAAUUUAUGCCUUCAAACUCCGAUAAUGACCCUUGCUUGCCUGGAAUGGAGAGCAGUCAGGAUUGCAUGGCUUUGUAGAAACCAGUCUACUCUACGGAGGCAACUCCAUAGGUUGCCUGGAAGGGAAUGCGACUGAUGGACUCAAAAGGUUUUCCAGCUCCUAAGUCUUGUAGGGAAGAUCUCUGAGUCACAUUGGCUUUGCUUUCCUGUUUGGUUUCCUGCUCUACAAUAUCCUUUUUGACAUGAGAUAACCAGAGCUUGUACGUGCUGUAUUCCAAAUGUGGCCAGUGCGUACAGUUAUAUAGACCUGUGUGCCUUACUUGAAACAUUGCAGACCGUCCUGUCAAGAGAGACCCCUGGCCAAGCAAGCAAGCAGAGGCUUUCAGCCCAGGCCACACACUCCAGUACGUAAUGCUUAUGUGUUUCUUUGUUCACGUGACACAUGUAGGCACUAGCGCUGCAGCAUUACAGCAUUUUUCGUGGGUGGAUGGGAGCAGGCACCAGGUGGAGCAGUAAGGGAACAGUGGUGAGAUGUUUGAGGAUAGAGCUAUGUGUGCCCUGCAGCCUGCCCAGCACUUCCUCAGCUAACCUGCUGCCCUUGGGUGUUGUGGAAGACCCAGUUCCAUUGCCAGUUUUAAAUUGGAUCCAACUGCAUGUCUGGUUGACUUCUGUACAUGAUUUUUUUUCCCAGGGGGGAGGCAUCUUGUCUUGGACUGGCCCUGGUCUAGCAACAGGAGACCUGGAUAGGUUGGAGGUCACAUACUAGAUCAGGCAGGCGGGGUAGCAUGGGAAAAGGACAGGACAGUGACGAUUUGCAGCUGAUUCUGCUGGAAAGUUGUGUGUUUUUGUUAAGGCUGUGGGGUCAGCUGACAACACUCAGAUAAGUACUGCAGCCAAGAGAGCAGCCUUGAACCACAAAAUUGGGAUUGCCUGGCUGGCAGGAGAUGCAGGAGGUAAGGCACUGAAGAGUUAUGGUUGGAGGUCCCAGUUUGAGGCAUUCCUCAUCCUUGGCACCUUACCCUACCCUACCCUACCCUUACAUAACGUCAGCGGUGAGCCAGAAGCGAUCAGAUUUCCACAGCACCUUUUUAAUAGUUUCCCACUGAGCAUUAAUUUGAACACCCAGUGGGUACUCUGUUGUAACACUGCCAACGUUUUGAGAAUGAUUGAUUUUGCGUGGUGUGUUCUGCGUCUGCGAUUGCAUUCACUUGUGCUGUUUAGGUUUCUUUCUUCAUACCACCCACGACAUUUAAAAUGCCGGAAUAGACUCUUCAUUGAGCACCAUGCAGCUAGGAACACAGCUGCCAACUGGAAGGCUUAUUCACUUUAUGAAUCAGGUGGCAAGUUGAUACCUGUGGUGGAGGCAGCCUGACCUGAUGAAUUCCCCCGAAUAACUCAAGCCUCUUAUUUCCACAGCCAUCAAGGCUGAUGACUGCCCUGCCUGGGUGCUGGCGUUCCUUUGGUUGUGUGUUUUAUUCAUUGGGCACUGGCUCUUCCAACAUUUGCUCUGUUCUUUGGAAAUAGAACAGUAGCUUUCAGAUUGUAUUUUGUGGGUGCUUAUUGGGGGUUCUGCACCAAGUAACUUGGUCGUAAGGACAUAGCAAGAGCCUCCUGGAUCAUCUAGUCCAGCAUCCUGUAUUUAUAGUGGCUGAACAGUUGCUGGUGGCAAACCAGCAAGCAGCAUCCGAGCACAAGAGCAAUCUCUCUUCCUGUGGUUUACAGCAUUGGAAACAUUGCUGUUUCCAACUGUGGAGGCAUAACAUAGCCAUUGUGGGCAAGUAGCUUGAAAGACUGCCUGCUAUUCCUGACCCUCCCUAGCUAUACACAGCAGCAAAGGGCACGCUAUCUGUUUUGUAAAGUAGGCUCCACAGGCUAACUUGAGAGUACAUGUGUGUUCUUUGACUUGGUUUUCUUGGCCAUACAGAGCGUAUAGCCAGCCACCUGUCUUUAUAUUCUUGGAUUUCUUCCCCCUGCUUAUCUUACGUAACCAUGGCAUGGUGAGGGUCUCGUGGAGCUAAAACCGUGUCCCCAAGUUUCUUUUACUUUCUUCCAUGAAGCUGAAAGCCUGCCGUUCACUCCUAAUUGAAAAAUUGUGAUGUUGCAGUUGGACCCUGUUGUGUGAGCUGCAUCUGUUCUCUCCUUCUUGCACUGGGUAGAGCUAGGCAUCCAUCAACAGAAACGCCUCCCGGGGGGAGGAGGGCUGCGUCUGCUUGCACAAAGCGUAUAGAGAUGCACUGCACCCCACUCAGGUCCCUACAAUAUACAAUAACACCAUUGUGGAGUAUUUAAAGGAUUAAUUUAGCAGAAAGAUGGUAGGGUCAAAAGCCAAGCUGUUGGAAAACAAUGGAAAUAAGUGUUCUGUUUCAGUUCAAGCCUGGUAAUUGGAUCAUUCGUAGCAAACAAUGUUUGUGCAAAUAUAAAUCUAAAAGGCCCGCAGUUCAGAGAGGGAAUAGUUUUUCUUGACUUUUGUCAUGGCACCCAACAGAGGCAGUCCAAGGGGAAGGGCUGCUAUUGUGAGCUGCUAUCUUUAUCGUAAGCAGCCCCAAAUCCAUCUAGAGCUCCUCUUGCUCCACCUUCAGACCUGGAGCCUGGAUUUUACCCCUGUGACAAACAAGGAGGCACUCCUGAAUGAGGUGGAUCUCUGUUUUAUUAAAUCUUACCAUUUAAGAGCCUAGAAAUACAAGGGAAAAGGAAGAGGGAGCAGUUCAGAAAGCUAAAAUUAAAGAGAUUUUUUUUAAAUUAACAAAAGCAGACAUUUAAAUUUAAAAUGGCCAUUAGUUUGGGCCAGGCCAAUUUUGUACCUGAUGGAAGAAGAGUAGGGAAGGCGCAUAAUCCCAGGAGCACUUUACUUUGGUCAGUGACUGGUGCCAAACAUAUGGGCUCGUCAAAACCUGGGGUAUUUUUAACAUAGAGGGGGAAGCAGUCAUUCUAGGUAGGGGUUUGUUGGCUUGCUGGGUGGCACUGGUAAAUUGUAAGUGACGGGUUGUACAACACUGAGUUUUAAAUUAAAUUUCUUCUCCACCUCCUUGGCCCUGAUAGCUCAACUGCAAUUGGGGUUUAGUUGUUCUUGAAACACCACAUUUCUAUGACUCUGCAAACAAAGUUGCUUGACAACCUUUUCCUGCACCAUUGCAGUAUAAACCUGUUUCCUACUGAGCCGUAAGAGUCACUUGAGUUUAAGGAUUUCAUUCUGGUUGGCAGUUAGUGUUUGUUCUUUUUUCUUUUUUGGUAAGUUGACGACUGCCUUUAACUCCUAGGGAAUGUGUCAGGCACAAAGUUCCAAGAUUUAUAUCAUCUGAAAGCUGGGGCUCCCAUUUUUCAGAAAAUAUUAACUUCUAGACUUUGCCUUCUUGUUAUGCACCAUGUCAGACAGUGCCACUGCCCUUGUUCCAGCUGUGUAUUUUGUCAAGGUGCUUAGGCUAAAUAUAGCCAAUGAUAGUCCUUGUAUCUAGCUGUCAGUUCUUCGGUUGUGCAUUCCAUUCUCCAUUGCCAACGUCCUGAGAAAGCUUUGGCUUGUUAAUUCAUUAAACUUGGAUUGUUAGUACUGGGUAUUUUAUGUAUUUCUUCUGGUAACCAAUUCUGGCUUUCUAUGCUUUCCUAGUAUUAGGUAACAGAUAGCAAAAUCAGUGCCAUAGAAUAUUGCACAGGGCCAUGGAUGAUUGGCCUAUUCAUUCUAUAUUUGGCUUGCAGUGUUCUUGCUGUGAGCUUGUGCUUCAGAAGUGCGUGUCACAUAGAACUUCCAUCUCUGUUUGGUAAAGAAUAAAAAUGUGCUCAGCUCUGCCCUGGGGAGAGAAAACUAGAUCAUAUCGGUGUGCUUCUGAAAUGUCCAGUUUUGGCUCCCAGGCUCAAAAACAUUUAGGCAAGUAAGUGAGUUGCCAUUGCAUACCUUCAGGAGCAUGAUUUUAUACCACUAAGCUGGUCAGACAUUUCGUUAAUAUAGUGGUUUUCCCAUGUUUCGUUUAGCAGGAAACUAGGUUUUGUGACCAAGUCACAAUAGGAAUCUGAAGCUAGUCUUGACUUUCUUGAGUGUAUCAUAUCCGUAUUUCCAAAUAUGUGUCUCAUUUGCUUACCGCAUUACAUUUUGAGAUGUACACAUACAGUCACAGGAAAAAGAAAGUACACCCUCUUUGAAUUCUGUGGUUUUACAUAUCAGGACAUAAUAACAACCAUCUGUUCCUUAGCUGGUCUUAAAAUUGGGUAAAUACAACCUCAGAUGAACAACAACACAUGACAACACACAUGUGUUGUUGUUCAUCUGAGGUUGUAUUUACCUAAUUUUAAGACCUGCUGAGGAACAAAUGGUUAUUAGUAUGUUCUGAUCUGUAAAACUACAGAAUUCAAAGAGGGUGUACUUUCAUUUCCCCAUGACUGUACCCAUAUCUUUAAGUGAGUGCUUAAAAAGAUAAUGUGUGGCGCAGUGGUAACCAACAUGAUGACCUUUGAAUGUUACUGGACUACAACUGCUGUCAAUCAUACUUGAGCUCAUGGGAGUUGUAUUCCAACAAUAUAUGGAGGGGACCGCAAUGCUUACCCCUGCUGUAGAGAUCCUCCAAGAAUAAAGGUGAAAAAUGUGUAAAGAAUGUAUGCUAUUAGGUGUGUGGAAAGAGAGAGAGAGAAUGAGAGAUCAUCCCUGGUUAUUCUCACCCCUCCACCCCUCCCAAAAUGAAGGUUAAAAAUUACUGAAAAUAAAUUGUAGCUAGGAAUCUAUUUCCCGUAAAACACAUGGUAUCGUGAAGUGACAGUACUGGUCCACUUUCUUCAGAACUCACAGGGCUAUUAGGGUUUAUAAAUGUUCAGGGAGGGAGCUAGGGGAUCAUGAACUUUCCCCUCCCCUCCUCUUUCAAUGCAAUGUCCUUCAACCUACCCCAUUGUAACCAUGAUUGACUAACCAGGGGCAUCCUUAUUUCUGCUUAUGGAACCCAAUAUCAGAUUUACAAUGCUUAAGCUAGCGAUGCAUACAUGCCAGCAAAAAAUAGGUAGAAAAGUGGUCACAUUCUGCUGUAUUGUUGUGAAUGUAGGGACGGCAAAGGAAGCAUUUCAUAAAAGUGCAUCGGGGUAUCUUCUGAUUCCUCUAUUUUGCUUACUAAAAAAUAUUCAGCCCACCUGUCCUGUGAUUUUUCAAAGUGACUCACAAGCUGACAAGGAACAGAACAGUAUCCUUUAAAAUAUUUUAGAUGCCAGUGAAACACCAGAUUGUAGCUGAGUACCUUUGAACUCUGCAAGCAGCAGGAACUGAGAAAACGGUUCCUGCUUCUUGUUGUCCCCAUAGUGGGUAAAGAGGGAAUAUGAAGCAUGGUCUCUUCUGAGGAUCUUGGUGUGUGUAUGGUGAGAGAAAAGAUAGUAACCAGAGCAAAAGCACUUUUUAAAACCAGCACUUGGAAUUGCAUCCAGAAACCAGUUGAGAAACUAGCUGUGUUCACAAUGGAUCGGCCCAUUAGCCCUCAUAUUGUCCUAUCUCUGUGACAUAAGAAAAAGUUAAAACUCCUGUUUUCUGUUGUGUAGUAGCUUCAUGUCUGUGAAAACGCUACUCUGGUAUUUCCUUGUAGAGGAAGAUAGCGUGUCUCAACAUCAUGGGCGCAAUAUGCAGCAAGGAAGGGUGUAAAAAGGUAAAGGGACCCCUGACCAUUAGGUCCAGUCGUGCUCAACUCUGGGGUUGUGGCGCUCAUCUUGCUUUAUUGCCCUAGGGAGCCGGUGUACAGCUUCCGGGUCAUGUGGCCAGCAUGACUAAGCUGCUUCUGGGGAACCAGAGCAGCGCACGGAAACGCCGUUUACCUUCCCGCUGGAGCGGUACCUAUUUAUCUACUUGCACUUUGACGUGCUUUCGAACUGCUAGGUUGACAGGAGCAAGGACCGAGCAACGGGAGCUCACCCCGUUGCAGGGAUUCAAACCACCAACCUUCUGAUCGGCAAGUCCUAGGCUCUGUGGUUUAACCCACAGCGCCACCCGCGUCCCAAGGAAGGAUGUAAAUUGUAAUAAAUGAAUGGCUGUUUUUGUAAAGUUCUUCUGUCUUUGUUAAGUGUGACUAGGAGGGUAUUGAGUGAAGCAUGUAGGAUUUGAUAACCUAUUUUCACUGCUAUGUUUUCCAGCAAUGCUAUUGGCCCCUUGGUUGCCCUCUGGCUUAUUUAUGACAAGGGUGGCGUACUGCAAGAAGCUCCUACCCCCGUAUGGCUGCUCCUUUACGGGGGCGUUGGCAUCUGUGUGGGCCUCUGGGUCUGGGGGAGAAGAGUGAUCCAAACAAUGGGAAAAGACCUCACACCCAUCACGCCGUCAAGGUACGUGCCCAUCUCCUGCAUCUAAUUGCCCUGGCAUCUCAUGCUAGCUAUGCCGUAGCAUAUGUGUGCCUAAUGAUUUCUGGUUUUGAUCGGAGUAGUGAUGUACGUAGCUUUCUCUUUAAACUAAUGGCACUGUUGUUUGCAUUGUUGAGGUCUAGUUGGGCAGAAUAGCCUACCAAUGUCUGAAUAGCAUAGAGAGGCAUAAAUUAGGAAAUGGCAAAAAUCGAAGUAGUUUUCCAUGUGCUUCUGAAUGAUUAAAAAAAGAAACGAAACCUGUGAUUUUUUUUAUUUGCUUUUAAUGCAUACUAGACCUCUGCUGCUAACCUGUUUACUAAUUGAGCAUGAUUUAUUGGAAUGUAGUAUAGGUUGUCAGUAGCAGCGAGCUGCUCAGCUAAUUUAAUGUGGAUGUGUGUGUCCAGUUUUUGUUAUUCAGCAGCUCUUUGUUCUCUCACUUAAUAUAACUCAAAUGACCAAAGAUCAGUCGGAGGGAACCGGUUGGAGACGAUGCUGGUAAGACGUUGGCAUGUUGCAUGGUGUCAGCCCAGACUGAUUGAUUACACUUUUUUUUAAGAAAGAGUGACUGUGAAGUGUUUUUUUUAUGCUUCCUGCAGUGGAUUCACUAUUGAGUUGGCUUCGGCGUUCACAGUUGUGAUAGCUUCCAAUAUUGGACUUCCUGUCAGUACUACACACUGCAAGGUAUGCCUUUGCCAUGUGACUGCAGCCAGGCCGGUCUGGACUGUUCGUGUUUUAACUCUGCUGCCCAGAUCAGUUUAUAGCGGCAUGAUACCACAAUGAGGAAAUGCACACGUCCAUUUCACAUCCAAGAACUCUCCCCACCCCAUCCGUCACUCCACUCAUAUGAAUGGGCAGCCCUCAGGUUCCCUUCUUAGACAUCUCACCCUUUUUUGCACAUUGCGGAAUCAAAGUAUUUCCUCUCCCCCACAAACACUUGUUAUCAGAUUAUUCCCUACGCAUUCACAUGGAAUUCGGCAUAGUAGUAUGUUCCCCGAAAGAGCAAUCCAUCAGCCAUUGGCCUUUUGCAUUGCCCAUUAAUUUCAGAAGGCCUUGUGCAGGAACCGUCUAAUCUCGAUGUUUUCACAUGGUCAUGGAACUGCACAUGAGAACAUUUAGGAAUAAUGACACUAGCCCAAAUGUUUUAGAGUGUAGUAGGGGCAGAUGGCCCGAGGCGUUUCGAUGCCUGAGGCAAGAAAUCGAAGUCUCGCCCGCCUACUGGAAUUAAAAUAACAAACUAAAAAUCUACAUUGUGCUGCCCUUGACUGGUACACCAAAACUUGCUGCCAUGCACGGUGGAGUUGGCCCUGAAUAGCAGUAACUUUUUCCUCAGGUCAUGCCAUGUGAACGUUGAUCUGCUGCACCCUUCUUUGUCCGGAGGUUCUGACACUGUUCAUCGUUCAUUCUUCUACUUUCCUGAUGAAUGCAUGGCAUGGGAUUUCCUGUGUGUCGCUCUUACACUUCAAAAUCUCCAUCUGUCUUUUUUUUAUUUCUUUACAGUGGAUUUUGCAUUGAAGUAAUGUGUGCGCUAACCGUACUUGUAGCCUCAAAUGUGGGUAUUCCAAUAAGCUCCACUCAUUGCAAGGUAUUGGAGUCUGCAGUGGUCCCGUCGAUUAAACACAUGCUCAAUCUUUAAAGAAAAAGAAACAAAUAACAAAUGCUGAUUCCCCCACAUCCCAUUUUGCCUUCAUUAAGUAAUAUACUACCAAGCAAGUUUUAAAAUUAAAAAAGCAAUAAUUAAAAUAUGGAAAUUUAGUUAUUUACAAAAUUAUACAAAACAUGUGAGUUGCAAAUUCCCCACAAAUGUUAGAAUGUUGGGGAGGUUUUCUUUUUUUAAAAAAAGAGAGCGAAAAGAAAAAGAAUGUAUAUAUUAUAUUAUUAUUCUUAUUGCUGUUUAUAAAACACAUUGUAGUAUUCAUUUUGUAGUGUAUUAACAAGCAACAGUCAUCAUCUUAACUUUUAGUUUCCUUGCUUCUAUAUAAACUUAAACUUCUUAGUAUUAGCUUUCGACUAACAGUUUCAUACAUUUUAUUUUCUUCCCCCAGAUUUGCAGUUUCUCAUAUGUAACUUACAUGGAUUGUGGUGUGCAUAAUUUUAGGAGCAUACAUCACAAGUCAUUGAAAUACAGAACCGAGCAUUCAUGUAUCUGAAGGCAAAUGGUAUUUGAUUUCAAGCCAAUCGGAACUAGAAGGUCUAUACAGAUUGUAGCUUUUCAGUGAUUAAUCUGCUUUUCUAACCUGUAUUCUCAUCAAAACGUAGUCAGCUAAACUUUGAUAAUGUUUAGAAAUGGGUUAACUGAUGCCAGUGUCACUGAUACCCUCUAAAAAUUGGCAAAUUCAUGAAACAAAACAGAGCAUAAGUUGAAUAUUUUUUUAAAUUGGUGUUAAAAUUAAAUUGUGGUACUUUUCAUAUACAUCACUAUUCAUGCUUUCAGACCUGCCCCCCCUUUAUUUUAGCAUAUAUCAUAUCUCUACCACUGCCCACUUUCCAUUUCUCUUAUUCUCCUCCCCCAAGUUCCUCCCCCCCAAUCUCUUUAAAAAACACCCUAACAAAUAAAAAGAGAGUCGCAGUGGGGUGACCAAUCUGCUAGAAGGAAAAUCCGUAGCAAGUAAUGAGGUAGAAGAAUAGACAAAAUCUCUAGGAGCUGAUAACAGUUCAUGUAUGAACAUAUCACUAUUCUCCUUAAAGAAGAUUGCAAAAUACUGUAAUAUGAGGUCGAAUUAAACAAUGUUUUUCGAUACCAUGAUUACAGUCACAUGUCCAUUACUUUCAGGGCUAGAAAAGUGUGCUACAUGCCCCCUACAAUUUCAUAAGCAGAAGCCAACCCCAUCCCCACAAUCCAGGCAAAGCUUCCAUUUACAGAAGCCAUCUGGACUGGCAAUUGAAUUUUACGUCCACAUUGGUGACAGAACCGUGUUUUCUGCUGCACCUAAGAACAACAGGAUAACUUAAACGGUCUUGGAAGGCUGCAGGGCACACAGACCUCUUGUCAUCCUAAACAUUAUCACUGCUCACUCACCACUUUGCCUGGUGCCUGCGCAGAUAAAUGUUCCAGUGUUGCUGCACUAGUGUCAGCAGUCGUCAUGUGAGCACACCUUGCAUUUGCACACAUGAUUCCUGCUGGUGGUGUAGGUCCUGUUCUGGAAAGGAUCAGGUGAAACUUCCCCAGGCAAAAUGAAGAACAAAGCAUGUUCGUGACUAUCCAUUUUUAUCUUAUGGUCUAGGGGCAAUGACUGACAAGGGGGAAAAGAAAUUUAUUACAGACGUUGAAUGUUAGCCAGUAACUUCUUACUGUAACUAUGAUCAGACUUGUGGCUUUCAGAACUGAUUUGAUCAGAGAUAGUCCUAUGACUAACUCUUGGUUACUAAGACUGAGCUAUGCCAUCAGCACUAAUUGGAUUGAAUUAAUCCCUUGGAAUGUUGCAUCCUAGUAACUUAUCUGACAAUCCGUAAAUCUCUAGAAAAUUUUAACAGAGGUGGAUAUGCCUUUCUGUUUGCACGGACUCUUCAAGAGGGAGAAGGGAUAGACAAGUGAAGUAGUCAUUAUCCUGAUACAGUUUUUAUUUUUAUAUAGCUGCCAUUGCCACUGUAGCAUAUAUGGGCCCUUCUUACAUUAAUUCAGCAGUGUUCAAAUCUGUGGACAGUCAUUACAGUAAGAAAAUGUGGUUUUCCCUACCACAUCCCUUUUGAGGAGAGCCAUAGCUUAGUAGUAAGUACACGUGCUGCAUCCAAGAGGUCCUUGAUUUAGUCUCUGCCAUUUCCAGCUAAUCAGGAUGUGGGUGACGCUGUGGGUUAAACCACAGAGCCUAGGACUUGCCGAUCAGAAGGUCGGUGGUUCAAAUCCCUGUGACGGGGUGAGCUCCCGUUGCUCGGUCCCUGCUCCUGCCAACCUAGCAGUUCAAAAGCAUGAAGUGCAAGUAGAUAAAUAGGUACCACUACAGCGGGAAGGUAAACGGUGUUUCCGUGCGCUGCUCUGGUUCGCCAGAAGCGGCUUAGUCAUGCUGGCCACAUGACCCGGAAGCUGUACGCCGGCUCCCUCGGCCAAUAAAGCGAGAUGAGCGCCGCAACCCCAGAGUCGGUCACGACUGGACCUAAUUGUCAGGGGUCCCUUUACCUUUACUAUUUCCAGCUAAGAAAGAUCUUGGGUAGUUGGGCUGAGAAUUACUUCUUUCUGCUUGAGGUCUUGCUGGUUGCAGUCAAAGAAGGCCAGAUGGACCAGUAUCUGUUUUUAAGGCAGCUUCAUAUGUGUUACAUAUAGACUUCUAGUUAUUUGGAUGGGGGCAGGGGAGAUUGGGAAGAGAGCAACCAAAUGUGUUGUUUCAGAUAAUUCUGUAUGUUACUGUACCACUUACUGUAUUUUUCGCUCUAUAGGACGCACCUUUUCCCCUCCAAAAAUGAAGGGGAAAUGUAUGUGCGCCCUAUGGAGUGAAUGCAGGCUUUCGCUGAAGCCUGGAGAGCGAUAGGGGUCAGUGCGCACCGACCCCUCUCGCUGUCCAGGCUUCAGGAAGCUAUCCGCAAGCCUUCAGAGUUCCCCUGGGCUCCGAAGGCUUGCGGAUAGCAGCCUGCAGCCCGAAGCCUGGGGAACGCAGUGCCAACUCCCCGGGCUUUGGGCAGCUAUCCACAAGCCUUUAGAGCGCUCCCCCAGCCCGCAAGCUCCGGGAGCGGUGGCAAGGCUGCGCAACCUUGCCUCCGCUCCCGGACCUGUUCUGGGGGCUGGGGUCGGGGGAAGCUCGGGCUUCCCCCACCCCAGCCCCGCGGCUAAAAACGAAGCCGCGCGCAGCCUCUCCCGGCUGGAGAGUUUGUGCGUGGCUAAAGAGGAAGCCAAGACAGCGGGAUGGCUUCUUUGCUCUUUGGGGCUGGGGGGGGGGAAUAAUUUUUUUCCCCUUUAUUUCCCCCCCUAAAAACUAGGUGCGCCCUAUGGUCUGGUGCGCCCUAUGGAGCGAAAAAUACGGUAAUUUGAUGCACCUGAUCAGUCAAUUCCAGCCAGCUCCAAACUUGCUUGGAAGGAAAUACGAAGCCUUCUUAUUUAGCGUCCUUCCUUUCACAAAUGGCUUCCUCUUGCCUGCAGUAUCUCUUCUCCAGAUGCUUUCUGACAAGAGGAAGGCAGAACAUGAUAGUGCCUCAGUUGUACUCAGCCCUUAGGGAGAAAUGUAGGGUCAUAAGAGGAAAACCUUGGCAAUACAAGAAAACAAACUGUGGACUUAAUGGCACUUAGAAGGGAAAUUGGGUUAAGCAGUUAAAAGAAAUGGCAGUUGCUCACAUAAGACAAAUCACAGUCCAUUAUUUGAGAUGUGAAAACAUAGUUAUUCUUUUGAGCGAAUAUAUUGUAUUAGAAGCCUUCAUCCAGAGAACAGCUUCAGGCAAGCCCUAAAAUGGCAGUGAUCAGAACAGGAAAAACACAUACUUCUUCUAUUUGCCAGAGUGAUAGAAGAUUUGUCAGCCCUUUGGGUAUAUCUGAGAUAACGUACCAAUACCAGGGAUGGAAGAACACUAGAUUUGCAGCUUGCUAGAAAAAGAGCUCUUGCUCUUUCCAGGAUGGGGCUCAAAGCUGGACAAAAUAUCUAAGCUCCAACUUCAAGCCAUAUGCUCUUCACUUAUGGAAUCCAGCUUUGCCACCGAUUUCCUAUAUUCUGCCACAUAAUUAAUUUCCACUUUCUGUGGCACAGGACAUGGGUGACGCUGUGGGUUAAACCACAGAGCCUAGGACUUGCUGAUCAGAAGGUUGGCGGUUCGAAUCCCCGCGACGGGGUGAGCUCCCGUUCCUCAGUCCCAGCUCCUGCCAACCUAGCAGUUCGAAAGCACGUCAGAGUGCAAGUAGAUAAAUAGGUACCGCUCCGGCGGGAAGCUAAACGGCGUUUCCGUGUGCUGCUCUGGUUCACCAGAAGCAGCUUAGUCAUGCUGGCCACAUGACCCAGAAGCUGUACUCUGGCUCCUUCGGCCAAUAAAGCGAGAUGAGCACCGCAACCCCAGAGUCGGCCAUGACGGGAUCUAAUGGUCAGGGGUCCCUUUACCUAUGUCACGUGUAGCAAACUUCUGGGCAUUUUAUUUGUUAUAACUUGCUAGUUGUAGUUUUUGUUACUGAGUGGUGGAUUUUUUGUUUUUUGUUUAAAUUACCUUGUUAAGUUGCUUUGGAAAUGGUUUGCCCUGAAAAGCAACAUAUAUUACUUUAAAUACAUAAAACACGGUUGAUUUUCUUAUUUGUAAUGGUUAGCCUUUCCUUUGAAAGGGGCAUGGCUCAAUAACUGCUAUCACAGGCCUUAAAUUAAGGAGAAUGUCAUGUAAAGCUAGAAAUAAUAAGAAUAAGAACUGCCAUGGAAUCCAAAUUAUGCAAGGCACUAAAAGGUGUGUUUCCCUGUCCCAUCCCAAAUAGUUUUCAGUUUGUGUGAUAAAUUCAUGUAGAGCUCUUCUCCUGUGUGAAAAGGAAGCAGGAAUUCCAAUUUCAGAUAAUUUGUAAAUCUGGGCUUCAGCUGACUGGCAUUGGUUUUGUCAUAGAUAGGGGUCCAUAAAUGUGUUUGCUGGUUGGUCAGCAGUUGCCACAAGUCUUUCUGGCAAUUGUAAGUCCCUGGAAUACCCAGUUCAAAGUGGGAGGCUUGCAUUACAAAGAAAAUGGAGGGGAUGAGGCAUGUCAUUUUCACGCAACUCGUGAAACGGAUUGAUCUUGCUUAGUGCCAGGCUUUGGAGAUACUUGGCGCAUUUCCUGCUGCUUCCACGUGCCUCCAAAGCACGGUUUGGUUUGGCCCAGCCCUUCCCCUGAAUCGCCUUACAUGCCAGAGGGACGGUAGGGUGGUGGUGAUCACAGAUAAUAGCUGGUUACUAAAAGCAAACCCAAAUUUAUGGACCCCAGGUCAUAAAGCAUCUGUUGCCCAUGUUAAGAUGCCUUUAAUUCUGAUUCCCUUCUCAAACUUCCAAGGUUGGUUCUGUGGUGGCAGUUGGCUGGAUACGCUCCAAGAAGGCUGUUGACUGGCACCUCUUCCGCAAUAUCUUUGUCGCCUGGUUUGUGACUGUCCCCGUGGCUGGCUUGUUCAGCGCUGCCGUCAUGGCUCUCUUCAUGUACGCCAUCCUGCCGUACGUCUGACAUCGCUGCUCCUUCCAUGGAAGAAGGGGGUGCCUCUGAGAUAAAAGAAACAAAGGUCUCUCCUCCAGAGCGCAGAGCUCCCUAUUUAAACCAUGCAGUAAGAGCUAAUCAGCAAGGAUUUGUCGUCAGAAUCUAACAUCUGCUGUACAUAACAUCUGUGUCAUUGGUGACAUAACAUGUGGUGCCGUUUUCUUAUGUAUUAAAGAAAUAUAUAUAUAUGCUUACAGUAGGUAACACUACCUUAAGUUAUAAGUGAGGUGAAAAUAAUUGCCUAGAACUUAAUCCCUAGUAAAACUUGUACAUAAUGUAUCAUUCAGUAGCCAUUUUUUUAAUCUUUUAAAAGAACCUGGGAUGUGUUUGUCAGUUUGAUAAAUGAUGAAGCAAUCUGCAAAAAGAUGAGAUUCUUUUUUUGUAAAAAAAAAAAAAAAAGAGUGCUGUUCAAUGAUACUGGAAGCAAAGUGCAGAAGUACAUUGGCAAAAACUCAGUUCAUAUCAUAUUGUUGUGUAUAAUACUGUAUGAACAUUGAAUUUGUAAAUACUUACAAAAAUGUAACUUUUUAAUGGUGCAUUUCCCUCAUAUAUUUUGGAUAAGAAAGUUUAGAAAGUACCAAAGAAGGGGGAAUAGCUUGUCAGUAUUAUAUUUGUCUAUCUGUGCGCUCUCUCUCUCUCUCUCUCUCUCUCUCUCUCUCCUCACCCUGCAACCCAUUUAACUUUCUAAUUAAAGUUAUUUUCUACCAGUCAGCCACCAGCAAAGCCAGGAUAGUAUCGCUCAUGUUUUACUGUAACAGGUAAAGUGUCGUACUGCUACAGUCUUACGUAAAAAAUAUCAUCCACAGAGGAUUUUAGUAAAAGCUCAGCUUCGUUAUGUGUCAAACCUCAAAUCAAACAAGUAUUUUCCACCCCUUGUAUAUAGGUCCAAUUCUGCUCUCAAAACAGCCAUCUGUCAGCAAGCUCAAGGGAGGGGGGAGAUGGGGUUUCAGAAAGGUUUUGCAUUGCUUUUUCCUGAUGCACCCAGUGUCAACGGUAACAUAGAUUGGCGGUGUUAUGCCCAGUGUCUGAAAGGGAGCAAUCUAGGACAGUUUGGGGUGCUAACCAACAGUAUUUGGUGGUUAAGAUUUUUAUACUACAGUUACCCUCAUAACUGGAGGAGGAGUGAAUACAAGAACCAUUUCUGAUCAAAUGUCGGAGCAUGUGGAAGGAAUCUAAGCUACAGCGCUCCCUGCCAGUUCAGUGCUCGCAGGGGAAGGAGCUGCAGUGUGGGUUCCUCUGUUGUCGCUUGGGACUUAGGACAUUGCCAAGGGUGCCUGGGAAAAAUCACAUUGCGACUGCUUCGGAACUGCUAAAGGCAGUGUCCAAUACUCAGAAACGUGUUGUCCCUUUUUGAAGAGGCAUCCAAGUCUGCCAGUUGUCAUAUGAAGACACUACUGAAGAGACCUACAAGGUCUCUGGCCCUAGAACUGCAAUUUGUCAUAAUUUGGUAGAUACACAUUGCUGAAACCCCCCCCCCCCCAAAUCUUUACUAGUAUAAAGGGACCGUAUCAACCUGGCAGACAGUGGUUUGAAUCCAGUUCCUCUUGCUAUGGGAACCUUGAGUAUAGGCUUUUGGGAAGCCUUGUUGAAAGGAAUCUCUGUUCUUGAGCCAUUCCCAUCUGUUUCCAUUGAGCUCAUAAAUGAGCACUUCCCAGAGGAUUUUGCUACUUGUAACAGUGUCCAGGUUGGGUUUACUGGAGUGGGCUUGAGGAGGUCAUGCUUGGAGAAUGUUGGGAGCCUAGGACUGUUGAAAUGCUGCUAAAAAAAAUUCGAUACAUGAGCUUUCUUGGUACUCCAUUGUGAUCCUUUUUCAUUGGUAAUUCAUUCUAAAUUUAUAAUAAAAGAAUACAUUGCCCUAGAACUGCUUUCUUGUUUCUUGUUUUUUUUUUAAAAAGAUACUGAACCAUGUGUUUUUACUAUUUACAACCUACUAAGCUGUGGGCGCUUCCUAACUCAAAGCAUUCCUUGCCUACUUUGCAUUUGUUAUAAUCCUUUCAUUUGCUUUCACUCUGUGUGAGUUCUUGUUUAGAAAUUUGUAACAAUGGCCUGGAGGGGGGGGCACAGAGGAACACACCCAUUGGCAAAGCCCAAAUAAAGCCAAGUCUGUGUAAAGCAAACAAAAACUUCCAUUUAUUUCACUUGGGACUGUUUGUCCCAGGAUGAAGAUCCCCUUAUGAAUUACCAUAGCACUCUUUCGGUAGUAAUCCCGUAAUGAACAUCUCAUACAUAAAAAUGCAAAUGAAUGUGCUUCCAUGAGCCUAGAGAAAGCAAUGCUUGGACGCUACUGUCACAAGCACACUUGUGCAAAGGAAAUCCAGGGAAAAUAUGUCCUCCUUAUUCAAGACCCAGUGCUGCUGUGGUUCUUGGCUUUAAAACUCAACUCUGCAUUGUUUUAACAACACAAAGCACCUGAACAUUAACUCAUGGCUCAUGACAGGAUGAUAUAACUCACUAAUGACGCAACCAGCAUAAUUUAAACCCUUGGUGAACUUUGUACAACAAUUUGAGAAUGCUUCUCUGCUUGCACAUAAAAAGGAGCAUGUUCAUAAAGCAAACAGAUUCUUUCCAGUCUGGAACAUAGUCCUUAAGGAGCUUGACAGCUUUUUGGUGUUUACAAAGUGCUCCAUGAGCAGAGGAUGCGAUCAACCGACAUAUAUUUGAACAUUCAGUGUACCUUAAGUCUGUUGCAAUUCCUGACCUGUGUGACUGUCCAUGAGGAAUAUGAACAAAAGAUGUGCUCCCUCUUUUUGGUGUGUUUAGGACAAAAGUGAUCACUAGCAGGGGACUGGGUGCUGUUAACAUGCUAUCCGGUUAUAGCCAACAGUCUUGGCCCCCUCAGCUGCCAUGGCAACAGGAGUUUGCUUCAUUGCAGUCAAUGGGCAUAUGUUGCCAACAUCUUAUCAAUAGGCAUUAUAUGUCUCAACAGCUGAAGGUGUGCUUGGCAUCGAAGCAAACAAAGCCCUUGGCUUUCAAUUCUGUUUAUUGACUUGACCCCCCACUUUAAAUCCCGCUCCAAGCUUCUUCCCAGUAAUGCCAGAUAUUCAAAUAGCAGUGUAUCAUUUGCCUGGUGUGACUUUGAAAAGGCUGCACUCACGAUUUAUUUUUAUUCAUUUAGAAGCUUUGUAGCUUGCCUUUUCACACACGUGCGGAAGGUGGCUCACAGUGUCAAAUAUAAAAACGCAGUAAAAAGAAAAGCAGAGCAACUGCAAACCAGCAGCAGAAAAAAAGCAAUCAUGUUAAGAGUCUGAUGGUCUUCACCUGUUGCCUCAAAGAAAGGUGCAAGACCUUGCCAGGGAGUGUGUCUUAGAGACAAGGUACCACUACUGAAAAGGCCCUGCGCCCAUUUUGCCACCCACACACCUGGGGCAGUGUGUUCAGGAUUUGGAUAAUGGCAGAAAGCUUGAUUGUUUCAGUUAUUGCAGCUACCAAAAAAAGCAGCAGAGCAAGGGAAUAUCAAACCAUGCAGGUAUCAUUCCAGCGUUCUGUGGUCUUGCAAUAGAACUGCUUUGAAAUGGACAAGAAACCAUGCAAUUGGAUGUGGCUUGCACAAAGAUCACUUGAUGGCUGGAUAUGUGAAGUUUGGUACCUAGAUGUAUAAAUGGGCUUCAGUGAAGGACCCUGAGCAUAAAUUGUUGAUGAAAGUGCUUUCUGUUGGGGGGUCUAAUGACAUAUAGGCAAAAUUCUGAAUGUUUCUGUACAGUGAAAUCACUCGGCAACAUCGGCAUCUAACAAUUAAAAUGCUGUUGUAUAACAUUCACGGAUCCUCACUGCGUGUUGCAGAAACCUGGCUACUAGUUUUCACAUACAGCAUAUGAGUUAGUAAAACUCUUUCCAGGCAGUUUUGCUAUGCCAUAAUAAAUUUGUUAGUCUUUAAAGUGUCACUGCAGUUCGUUUUUGCUGUAAAAUAUUAAUGUGACCACUCCUGGUACCACUUCUGGUUAGUAUUUGGGGAGAAGGUAUCACACAAUUGAAUAUUCAGCUAUAUAAACAACCUCUUGCCCAUAGAAAGCUAAAUAUCUGGGAGAACUAGCCCAGCCCUUUCAUUGAUGUGGUAACUUCAUAUGAAGUUUCUUUCACAUAGAAGGAUUCAGCUGUGCAAUCUCCUACAGGUAAUGUUAACAGGUAACAGUCUUAGAACAUUUUUACCACCGUAUCCACAUUUUCUUUUGGACAUCUAGACUCGCAAUUCGAUUUCUAUCUGGCUGUUGUUUGAACAAAGUGCUGUGUAUUCCAGCACCUCAGUUUAACUUGGCAUUGUGCUAUAAUGCAUCAUAGCUUUGGCUGUGCUGCUUUGUCAACAUGCCUAAAUUCAGUUCAGCUUCUAAACUGAUUUCUAGCAGAUACAUUUGAAGGUCAAGCUAGACGGUGAUGGGCUUAGCUUCCCAUGCUCCCCCGCCAUACCUCCUUGUGCUCUGUUUUUUCAGACCUUUUCCUCCCAAUCUGGAUAAUUUUUGGUACUGUAAAAAUUAAGCCUCCUGCCCCUGCUAAAGACACAAACAGAAAAGACAUGUAAAGAACAAGGGCAGUUGUCCCGUUGCAUUUAGCUUGACUCUGAAAGAUGUCUCUGUGGAUUUGUCCACAAACUCUUGCACGGUGCAUAAUUUUGAUGGAAUCAUUCUUGCAAAGUUGAAGGAGCAUUUUUCUGUGCACUGUUAUAUAGAAGUACUUUUGAUCUUGGCUCUUGAUCCAUUUCUUGGUCACAGGAGAGGAGAAUAGGCAGCAAAGGAUGAACCCAUCUGAAGACGAGAGCAUGAACUUUGCAUCUGAGGGGGUUGUGACAUCCAGGAACCACAUUCUGACAUGUGCUAGGCCCUUAUAGGGCAAUCAUGUAACGUUCUGCAUUUUCUGCUGUUGCAAUCCCCCCCCCCCCCUGGUUCUGGGAGAGGCCUCCUCAAAGGCACCAUAAAUUUGCUAUACCUGCCUUGGGGGGCUGGAUUAAUCAUUUCCUGUCUGCAAUUUGGAACUUCAUGGGCAAGCUGAACUUUCCAUGUAUCUGCAGAAGCAGCUGAAUAACUUGUAGCUUAAACAGACUUCUCACCUCCAGGUCAACUUGUCCCUUCUGAUAAAUGUGAUCUGUCUUUUCCACCUGGGCGAAGCCUUUUGCUGUGUCACCGAGGCAUAUAAAUCUCUGCUAAUCUCUUGAUUCAUAGUAUGGCUUUCCUUAAUUUUAAUGCCAAUGUGUUGCUGCAAGAGUGAGGCCUCCAGGCUGCAGACAGAACCAGGAGGAACCUCUGGAUUUAAAGGCAUAAAUCCCCCCCAGUGAGCUACAGGAACAGCUGCCUCACUUGAAACAAGCACAUGGUGUGUAACCGUAUCUGCAGUAGGAAAAUGUUAUGCAGAAAUAGCAUUGGGGUAGAUGUUUCUAAACAAUGUCGCCGCUUCUAGAGUUACAGUCCUGCCUAACAUGCACUAAUGUGCGGCCAGUCAUGGGACGCUCACAGGAACUGUUCUGGUGUGUACAAAAUUAAGAACAAAGCUCCGGCUUACCCAGAGCUUAGCUCCGGCAGAUGCCGCUGCUAAAAAUAAACCAACCCUUCAUGAUCCGAAAUAAUAUAAUAUUACCAGCAUGUUUGCACUCUUUGGCCCCAUGAGGGAUUGCGGGGUCACUGGGUUUCUCGAUUUAGAUCCCCCUGGGCCAAAGAAGUGUUCAAAUAUCAUCGUCUCAUGCCGCUUCUAUGAAAUGCAGAGAAAUGGAUUUUGAGCUAAGACUCUGCAAUUCCACAAAGGAGCAUGAGCAAAGAAUUUAGAAGCCGAGCAGAAAACUUUUGAUUUUGUGCAGCAGCAGCUUGUUGUUUAGCCGUUUAGUCGUGUCCGACUCUUUGUGACCCCAUGGACCAGAGCACGCCAGGCACUCCUGUCUUCCACUGCCUCCCGCAGUUUGGUCAAACUCAUGCUGGUAGCUUUGAAAGCACUGUCCAACCAUCUUGUCCUCUGUCGUCCCCUUCUCCUUGUGCCCUCCAUCUUUCCCAGCAUCAGGGUCUUUUCCAGGGAGUCUUCUCUUCUCAUGAGGUGGCCAAAGUAUUGGAGCCUCAGCUUCAGGAUCUGUCCUUCCAGUGAGCACUCAGGGCUGAUUUCCUUCAGAAUGGAGAGGUUUGAUUUUCUUGCAGUCCAUGGGACUCUCCAGAGUCUCCUCCAGCACCAGAAUUCAAAAGCAUCAAUUCUUUGGCGAUCAGCCGCCUUAUGCCGGUUAAAUAACUUGUUUGGAUUCUGUGCUACCCACCACACAGCAACAUCUAAAGCACAACCAUAGCUGCAGAGGGGGGAAGAGAGGGAACGUCAUAACAGCAGCCGUUCCCACCGCAUUCCUAGCAAUUCUGUCACCAACCACCAGCCAUAAGGCCAUUCACUGACAACGCCCCUACAUUUACCCAUCCACGGAGAGUGCAAAUAACAUGAAGCAAUGGCAGGAACACUUCUCUGUCAAACAGAAACUGAAUCCGAUCUAUACUCUUCCAUCCACGAUGCAAGGUGUGCUGCUACAAAGAUCCCACACUGGUUCCCGGUAGACCUGAAGGAGCGUCUCCACCCCCAUUUUCCAGCCCAGACACUGAGGUCCAACUCCGAGGGCCUUCUGGCGGUUCCCUCACUGUGAGAAGUGAAGUUACAGGGAACCAGGCAGAGGGCCUUCUCGGUAGUGGCGCCCGCCCUGUGGAACACCCUCCCAUCAGAUGUCAAGGAAAUAAACAACUAUCUGACUUUUAGAAGACAUCUGAAGGCAGCCCUGUUCAGGAAAUUUUUAAUGUUUGAUUGUAUGAUGAUGAUGCUAGGAGCUGCCCAGAGUGGCUGGGGAAACCCACCCAGAUGGGUGGGGUAUAAAUAAUAAAUUGUUGUUGUUGUUGUUGUUAUAAUAGCAAAGCAGUGCCACAGCUCAUGGGUCAAUUGAACAUGAAGCUAAGCCUGCAGCCCAAGGCAACAGCAGGAUUCCCUUCUUUGGCCAGAGAACUAGCCAGACACAGACAGAUGGAGUCGCAUCCCAGUAUCAGAGUAACCAAGCAGUUCUAUAGCUCAGGAGGUCUGCCCAUAUUUUAUUAUUAUUAUACAUACUGUAUUUUUCUGUGUAUGACGCCCCCAUGUAUAAGAUGGCCCCAAUUUUUUUUAACCCAAAAUUAAGAAAAUGCACUAUGCGCUAUCUGUGUAUAAGACGACCCCUUAUUUUAAACUUCAAAAAUUUAGGGAAAAAUAUAGUCUUACACACGGAAAAAUACAGUAUAUAUUUAUUUAUACCUCGCCUUUUUCCCUGGCAGGGGCUCAAGGCGGCUUACAGAUAAAAAUAAGAACGACUGAAAACGUAGGGGGGGGGAAAUAUCAUUAUAGAGCAAACAGUGUUAGAAUUAAAGCUCUACCCUACAGUAAAUUGACUGCAUGGGGCAAAGUGAUGGGAAUUUGGCUGUGAGAACUGGUGAACUGACCCAGAUAAACGAAUCCUCAAUUGGGAAAACCCUAGCAGAAUGGGAGACUUCCUGCUUCAGAGAGCAGUAAAACGAGCUCUGAUUUACUCUUCUUAGAGAGGAGGGUAAGCUGAGUUUUCAGUUUCAAAAGAGGACAGUACCCCUAACCAUGGGGGGAAAUUCCAUGGGAAUUUUUUUCCGGUGAGGGGCAGCAAAGCGCACCAAAAGCAGGCUGAUUCCUCCUCAAAAAUAAAAUAAUUGCCCCAUGCACAUUUAGUCCCAUUUUUCAGGUUCUACAACUGCUUGAAACCUUCUCUCUCCUAAAUGAAAGCUGGGAGUUGGGGGAUUAUAGUUCAUCCUUUGUAGAUGCCCACACCUCUACAACUUUUCACAGUUGCGGAUGAGAUUUGAGCAAGGACAUGUGGUGGACUUGCAAAGAGGUAAAGGCUUUCUGGGAAAUGGUGUAUAAUGAGUUAAAGAAAGUGUUCGAAAACACUUUUGUUAAAAAACCAGAAGCCUUUCUAUUGGGGAUAGUGGGUGAAAAGAUACCAAGGGAAGAUAAAAGAGUAUUUAUGUAUGCAACAACAGCGGCAAGAAUUCUUUUAGCCCCAAAAUGGAAACAACAAGAAGUACCAACGAAAGAAGAGUGGCAGAUGAAGAUGAUGGACUUUGAAGAACUGGUGAAGCUGACAGGAAAAAUUCGAUCAAGUAUUCCAAAAAGACGAGUAAAUUCAUCCGAUAUCUGAAAGAUCAUUGUAAGCAAUUAACAUCCCUAGCACGGUUGUCUGAAGACUUGUAAUGAGAAAUUUUCUAUAUCUAUCUAUCAUCUAUCUAUCUAUCUAUCUAUCUAUCUAUCUAUCUAUCUAUCUAUCUAUCUAUCUAUCUAUCUAUCUAUCUAUCUAUCUAUCUAUCUAUCAUCUAUCUAUCAUCUAUCAUCUAUCAUCUAUCAUCUAUCAUCUAUCUAUCUAUCUAUCUAUCUAUCUAUCUAUCAUCUAUCUAUCUCUAUCUAUCUAUCUAUAUCUAUCUAUCUAUCUGUCUAUCUAUCUAUCUAUCUAUCAUCUAUCAUCUAUCUAUUUUUGAGAUAUUCUGUAAUGAGUGUAAUUAGAAUUGGAAAAUGUCUAAAUUGCAAUGAUAUAAAAGUUAAUUUUGUGUUUUUUUUUUAAAUGAUAUUUAUUAAAGUUUCACAAAAAUACAGAAAACAAAGAAAAAAGUAUAAAUUACAGCAAAAAAGUAAAAAGUAAGAAAAAACAUACAAAAUAAAACAGAUAUAAAAGUUAAUUUUGAAAGCCAUGAGGCUUUCAUGUAAGGUUACUGAGGUAAACCAGUGUUGCUGUGAGGGAAAGACUCGUAGCCUCUUAACAAUUCAGUUUGGCUAAUCUAACUGGUCACGUUCCAGAAUACCGCUGAACAGCACACCACACUCGAGUUGCACAACAUGACUCCUGUUUUUUCCCUGCCCGCGCUCUGCCUUAAGUAACCUGCAGCUAAUGACUUAACAUUCUUCAACUCCUUUGGCCGCAGUCCACUAAUACCCAGCUUAAGCCUUGCUGCUUAUUUUCAAAGUGCCUAAGCAGCUCCUCUUUUCUCUAGCAGCAGCAGCAUCUCCCAGCCCACAUACCAAACCGUUAUAGUGCAUUUCCAAAGUGUGGCUUGUUCCCUGGAAGUUAAAACUGAGAAUCGCUGCAGACUUUGACAUUAUGGAGCAUGUUGGGCGCCGUUGCUGCCUUGCCUCAGAGUGCAAGUAGCAGCCAGAGGCAGGACCAGAUUUAUCAACAGGCAAAGCAAGCCUGCGUCUCAGUCCCCAAAUGGAGAAGGAAAAAAGUAAGGACAAUUAACUGUACUUUUUUGUGUGUUUUUGGCGACUGAAGGAGCGUCUCCACCCCCAUCUUUCUGCCUGGACACUGAGGUCAAGUGCCGAGGGCCUUCUGGCGGUUCCCUCGCUGCGAAAAGCCAAGUUACAGGGAACCAGGCAGAGGGCCUUCUCGGUGGUGGCACCUGCCCUGUGGAACGCCCUCCCACCAGAUGUCAAAGAGAACAACAACUACCAUACUUUUAGAAGACAUCUGAAGGCAGCCCUGUUUAGGGAAGCUUUUAAUGUUUGAUGCAUUACUGUAUUUUAAUAUUUUGUUGGAAGCCGCCCAGAGUGGCUUGGGAGGCCCGGCGAAAUGGGCGGGGUAUAAAUAAUUUAUUAUUAUUAUUAUUAUUAUUAUUAUUAUUAUUAUUAUCAUUAUCAUUAUCAUCAUCAUCAUCAUCAUCAUCAUCAUCAUUAUUUCAGAAAAUGAGGGGAGAUGGCAAACAAUUAUUGAGCUUUUCGGAGGUAGGAUUGUCCAGAGUUGUUGAGCUUUUUUGGGGGGGGGCAGGGAUUACUGAGGGUUGCUGAGCUUUCUUUUUAGGGGGAAAUGCCGAAAAUCGCUCCCCCCCCCACGUGUCGCAAAAUCCGCCUCCCAUCUGUCCCCUCGUCGACAGAAGCUGCCAAUCAACCGCCAAGUUGCCGCAGCAACCAAUAACACGCGAGCAACCAAUAACACGCACAAUAGCCACUGACAGAUGCGGCAGCAACCAAUCAAACGUCCACCCUAUGCACUACCCAUGUAUAAGACCCCCACUUUCUUGCAUGAUUUUUAAGGGGAAAAACCUAGUCUUACACACACAAAAGUACAGUACCUUCUGUGCCCAAACUCAGCUGAGGCAAACCACCAUUGCCUGAUGAACCUGCUUUGCGACACUGCCGACGCAACUUCUGGUUUCUAUCGGAUUUUGUGUCGGAGGCUUGGCAGGUCCUCAGAGGCCAUGUCCAAGGCCUCAUGAAACCUCUGGCAUGAUUUCUGUUAUCUACCAGAAGUUGCAUCAGAGACUUCUCAGGACCUCGGACGUCGCCUUGGAGGUUGUGUUGGAGUCCUGCAGUGUGGGUGCUGAGCACCUCCCCCCAAAAAUUGUGGGUGCCCACCCACUAGUCGGUGCCAGUGACUGCUGUCCAAUGUUUGUGGGGCCACGGGUUGCCUCCUCCUGUUGUAAAUAUUCAUGAUUUGAUUUUUGUUCCCCCCGCACCUAGGUGAGGUACGAUCUUUACCUUUUACAGUGGUACCUUGGGUUAAGUACUUAAUUCAUUCCGGAGGUCCGUACUUAACCUGAAACUGUUCUUAACCUGAAGCACCACUUUAGCUAAUGGGGCCUCCUGCUGCCGCCACGCCACCAGAGCAUGAUUUCUGUUCUCAUCCUGAAACAAAGUUCUUAAACUGAAGCCCUAUUUCUGGGUUAGCGGAGUCUGUAAGCUGAAGCGUAUGUAACCUGAAGCAUAUGUAACCCGAGGUACCACUGUACAGUGCUUGAGAACCUCAGUUUUUAAGCUAACUAGGGCCUCCACAAAUCUGCACUUGGCCUGACCUUGGUCUGGGGCUACAGAAGCAAGCCCCUCUAACUUUUCCUGAGUUCAUACCUCUUGAAAUACUGUCUAACCCAGGGGUCAGCAACCUAAGGCCCAUGGGCCGGAAGUGGCCCAUGGAGGUUGUUUGACCGGCCCACAAGCCACCCCUGAACCAAGCUGCCCACUCGCGCGCUGCGCUAAACCGCCGCAGCAUGGCUCAGAGACUCACUUCUGCGGUGCCGAAAAUCAUGUCUGCGUAGACACCAAAAAUUGUGGGCAGACGUGCUCAUGCGCACAUGCAAUCUGUUUAUCAACUCCAUCUGGUACGCAGGCUGAGACCCUACCUGCCCACGGACUGUCUCGCCAGAGUGGUGCAUGCUCUGGUUAUCUCCCGCUUGAACUACUGCAAUGCGUUCUACGUGGGGCUACCUUUGAAGGUGACCCGGAAACUACAACUAAUCCAGAAUGCGGCAGCCAGACUGGUGACUGGGAGCGGCCGCCGAGACCAUAUAACACCGGUCUUGAAAGAGACGUUUCCGAGCACAAUUCAAAGUCUUGGUGCUGACCUUUAAAGCCCUAAAUGGCCUUGGUCCAGUAUACCUGAAGGAGCGUCUCCACCUCCAUCGUUCUGCCCGGAUACUGAGGCCCAGCACCGAGGGCCUUCUGGUGGUUCCCUCCCUGCAAGAAGCCAAGUUACAGGGAACCAGGCAGAGGGCUUUCUUGGUAGUGGCACCUGCCCUGUGGAACACCCUCCCACCAGAUGUCAAACAGAAAAAUAACUACCAAACUUUUAGAAGACAUCUGAAGGCAGCCCUGUUUAGGGCAGCUUUUAAUGUUUAAUAGGUUAUUGUAUUUUAGUGUUUUGUUGGGCGGGGUAUAAAUAAUAAAUUAUGAUGAUGAUGAUGAUGAUGAUGAUGAUAUUAUUAAGAUCUUCCUUUAAAAAAAAUUAAAAAAUAUUUUUAUUACAAUAUUUUUAUUAAAUAUUUCUCAGUUUACAAAAAUACCUGCGUUGUCUCUUUAUUUUCAAGUUGCGUUUCCUACAGAUCAGUUUCGUUUGCUGACAGAUGUUAAUCUGGAAGAUCUUUCUGACGAUAAGAGCUGUUUGACAGUGUUGGAGGUGUAGUGGGAGUAAUGGCGACAUGUAUCAUAUGUGGUGGACAUGUAGGAAGAUCAAAGUGUUCUGGGUUUAAUUUACGAGGAGUUGAAAAAAUGGUUUGGAAUAACUUUUUUAAAAAGACCAGAGGCAUUUCUGUUAAGCAUUGUUGGCAGGGACAUCCCAAAGGCCUUUAGGGAGGUAUUUUUAUAUGCAACGGCCGCAACUCGGACUUUGGUGGCAAAGGGGUGGAAGGAACAAGAAGCCCCGACAAUAACAGAUUAGCAUAACAAGCUACAAGAAUUUGCUGAAAUGGUUCAGUUGACAAAUAGCCUGAGAGGCAAUUCAAAACCAAAAAUUAUGGAAAAGUGGGAUAGAUAGAAGAUAUACGUUCAAAAAUAUAGUAAAGGUUCCUUAUCUAUGCUAGCAUUCAAUUGACGUUGGAGAGAGACUGGGUUGCGAAAUAAGACCAAGGGUACAUAUUGAUAUAGGAAUGUAUUAGAUAAAAUGUAAAGAAAUAUACAAUAAUAAGAGUACAUUCAUUUGGAAAAAAGGAAUCUGCAACGGGAUAGACAGGAAGUCUAGUGUGUUGGUAUGUAUAUGAUUUUGGGGGGGGGAUGGCUUUUGGUUUCUAUUCUUUGUUCUUUCUUUUUUGUUUCAUUUUCUUUAUAGGUAUAUAAAAUUUGUAUAUAAUUUUUGUAUACAGUGGUACCUCGGGUUACAUACGCUUCAGGUUACAUACGCUUCAGGUUACAGACUCCACUAACCCAGAAAUAUUACCUCGGGUUAAGAACUCAACUCAGGUUGAGAACAGAAAUCGUGCUCCGGCAGCGGGGCAGCAGCAGGAGGCCCCAUUGGCUAAAGUGGUGCUUCAGGUUAAGAUCAGUUUCAGGUUAAGAACGGACCUCCGGAACGAAUUAAGUACUUAACCCGAGGUACCACUGUACAUGUUGGAAAUUAUAUUAUAGUAAGUCCUGUAAUGUAAUAUGACAACCUUUAUCGAUGUAAUAUAAGAAUGUUAACAAAUAAAGAAAAUGCAAAUUCAAAAGAAGAAAGAAAAAGAGCUGUUUGACAGUGGAAUGGACUCCUUCGCAAGGCGGUGGAAUCUCCUUCAUUGGAGGUUUGUAAGAAGUGGUUGGAUGGCCCAUCUGCCAUGGAUGCUUUAGCUGAGAUUUCUGCAUUGCAGGAGGUUGGACAAGAUGACCAACUACAAUUCUGUGAUUCUUUGUAGAUCAUAGCUGUCAACUUACAGAUUUGAAAAUAAGGGACCAGCAGCCUUGAAAAUAAGGGAUCAGCGGGACAAAAUUUUGGGCCUGCAUUACGAAAAACCUUUGACAAUCAUACAAUCAAAAGUGGAAAUCUUUAAAGAUAUACCAAAACAUCUUCUUGACUUAAGACAGGAUUUUGGAGACUUGGUGGCCUUGUUGAGAAAAAAUAAAAUCCUUUUCAGGUGGGAAUUCCCCCAAGGUCUAUCCUUUAGUUUUAAAGGAAGAAAGACCAAGAUUAGAUCAGUGGAGGAAAAGAACAAGUUUUUGAGUGCAUACGAAGAAGAUCUACAGAAAGGAUUGGGAAAAGACACUGCGAUACUGGAUAAGAGUCUGCAAAAAAAAGUGAAACCAACGCCACCGACAGACAUAGACAAUCUUCUUGGGGCUGUUGGAGGAGAAGGAGAGUAACUACAAAAUGACACUACAAGUUUUAAGCUGGAAUAUUAACGGUCUAAAUUCGUCGGCAAAAAGGGGGAGAGUAUUCCAUACAUUGAGAAAAGAACAUUUGGACUUGAUUUGCUUACAAGAGACUCAUGUGACAAGGCUACAUCGGAAAAUUUUGAUAAAUAAAAGAUUGGGAGAAGAAUUCAUUUCAUCGGACAAUGUAAAAAAAGAGGGGUAGUACUUUAUGCGAAGGAAAGCCUGUCACCAAAAUUUAUAUUUAAAGAUGAUCAAGGAAGAUAUAUAGCAAUUGAAAUUCAGUUCCAAGGACAGAAAUUUUUGAUAAUAGGUGUAUAUGCACCAAAUGAGGGAAAAUCAGAAUUCUUUAAGAAAUUGCAUGAAACUCUCCUGGAUUAUUUGGAUUACAACAUUAUUUUGAUGGGAGAUAUGAAUGGAGUAGUGUCUACAAAUAUGGAUAAAGCCCAAAGACAAACAGUGACAAAAGAUGGAAGACUACCAAGGACAUUUUUGAAAUGACUGACAAUAUGGAUCUUGUGGAUAUUUGGCGAAUAAAGAACCCCUUGGAAAGAGAAGGAACCUUCUUCUCUGAAGCAAAUAUGACAUGGACAAGAAUAGACCAAAUCUGGAUAACUAGAGGACUGGCCCCUAAGAUUAAAAAAGCGGUGAUUUGCCCGAAAAUUUGCUCUGAUCACAAUCCAGUAAAGAUUGAAAUGAUAUCAACGCCAAUUGGAGCUUUUAGAUGGAGGAUGAAUGACUCCUUAUUUAGGAAUGAGGAAAUUAUUAAAAAGGCUCAGAAGAAUUUGAGAGACUAUUUUGAGAUAAAUUUGAAUACCACGACAGAAAAAGAGUGAUUUGGGAUGCCAGCAAAGCGGUGAUGAGAGGAUUUUGAUACAACAAAACGCAAUUAGGAAAAGAUAUCAAAAUGAGAAGAGAGAAAAAUUUUGGAGAAAAUUAAGGAUGGAGAAAAAAGACUGAGGGCGAAACCGAACUCACAGGAGAUUCUAAAAGAGAUAAAGCUAUACCAAGUACAAUAUAUGAAAUUGAUGAACCAGGAGAUAGAAUGGAAGGUCAAACAGAUGAAACAAAAGACCUUCGAAUCGGCAAAUAAAUGUGGGAAAUUACUGGCCUGGCAAAUGAAAAAAAGACAAAAGCUGAAUACGAUUACGAACUUGGUAGUAGAAGGGAAGAACAUACAGAAUCCUGGAGAGAUUCGGAAGUGCUUUCAGAACUAUUUUAAACAGUUAUAUACGCAGGAGACUCAGAAAGAAUUAGACAUUGAUCGAUUUUUGAAAAAUAAUGGAUUACAAAAAGUAUCUCAAGAGAGUAAAUCAAUAUUAAAUUCUACAAUAUCUGAUCAAGAGGUGGAAGGAGCCAUUCAGAAUAUGAAAUUGGGCAAAUCUCCAGGACCGGAUGGACUAACUGCAAAGUACUACAAAUCUUUGAAAGAAUGGUUAUUGCAACCGCUGAAAGAACUUUGCAAUGAAAUACUACGGGGAGGAAAAGCACCCGAGUCGUGGAAAGAAGCAUACAUUACACUUAUACCAAAAACCGAAGUGGAGAAGACACAGUUGAAGAACUACCGUCCCAUAUCCCUACUUAAUGUGGAUUACAAAAUUUUUGCGGAAAUUAUGGCUAAAAGAUUAAAAUGUAUUGGUAAAAGAGAUUCAUAAAGAUCAGGCGGGCUUUCUCCUGGGAGACAUCUGUCAGAUAAUACUAGGAAUAUUAUCAAUAUUUUGGAAAAAUUGCAAGUUAAUAUCAAUACUAAAGCUGUCUUAAUAUUUGUAGAUGCAGAGAAAGCGUUUGACAAUAUUUCUUGGAGUUUUAUGAAGAAAAAUUUGCAGGGGAUGGGGGUAGGCCAAAGUUUUGAAAAUGGUAUAGGUGCAAUUUAUUCGGAACAAAAAGCUAAGCUUAUUGUGAACAAUGUAGUUACAGAAGAAUUUAAGAUAGAGAAAGGAACAAGACAGGGUUGCCCAAUCUCCCCAUUGCUUUUUAUAUCGGUCCUGGAGGUUUUGCUCAAUAUGAUUAGAAAAGACCAAUUGGUUAAAGGUAUACAACUCGGAGCUAAACAGUACAAAUUGAAAGCUUUUGCUGAUGAUUUAGUUUUGACAUUACAGGAGCCAGAAGCCAGCACAAAAAGAGUAUUACAAUUAAUCCAAGAAUUUGGUCAAGUAGCAGGUUUCAAAUUAAACAAGACGAAAACUAAGGUAUUAGAGAAAAACCUUACAGAGAUUGAGAAGGAGAGGUUUCAGAAAGAGACAGGAUUAACAAUAGUUAACAAAGUGAAAUAUCUAGGGGUGAAUAUGACUGCUAAAAAUGUGAAUUUGUUUAAAGAUAAUUAUGAAAAAUGUUGGUCAGAAGUGAAGAAGGAUUUAGAAAUAUGGUCAAAAUUGAAGUUAUCAUUGUUGGGCCGAAUUGCUGCGAUAAAGAUGAAUGUAUUGCCUAGAAUGUUGUUUUUGUUUCAAACAUUGCAAAUUGUGGAUAAAAUGGACUGUUUCAAGAGGUGGCAAAGAGAUAUUUCCAAAUUUAUCUGGCAGGGCAAAAAGCCUAGAAUAAAAUUUAAGAUAUUAACAGAUGCGAAGGAAAGAGGGGAUUUGCCCUGCCAGAUCUUAAACUUUACUAUGAAUCAGCCGCUUUUUGCUGGCUGAAAGAUUGGCUACUUCUUGAAAAUGUGGACAUUUUGGAUCUAGAAGGUUUUGAUAACGUGUUUGGAUGGCAUGCAUAUUUAUGGUAUGACAAAGUUAAAGCGCAUAAGGCCUUUAAGAAUCAUAUUGUCAGGAAAGCAUUGUUUAAUGUUUGGGUGAGAUAUAAGGAUUUGUUGGAAAGUAAAACACCAAGGUGGCUGUCACCAAUGGAGGCAAAGGCAUUGAAAAAAACUAAUAUGGAGACAAACUGGCCAAAAUAUUGUGAAAUUUUAGAACAAGUUGGAGAUAAACUAAAACUGCAGAGUUUUGACAAAUUAAAAACUAAAGUCCGAGAUUGGCUUCACUAUUAUCAAAUAAGGGAGGUUUUUAACCUAGAGAAAAGAUUGGUUUCCAGGAGGAAAAAUCUAAACUGGAAACGGAAUUGUUAGAACCUAAAACUAAAAAUCUGUCAAGAAUGUAUAAUCUGCUGUUGAAAUGGAAUACACAGGAUGAAAUGGUUAAGUCUGCUAUGAUUAAAUGGGCACAAGAUGUUGGGCAUAAUAUUAUGUUUGCUGACUGGGAACGGUUAUGGACCACAGGUAUGAAGUUUACGGCUUGCAAUGUAUUAAGAGAAAAUAUAAUGAAAAUGAUUUAUAGGUGGUACUUAACCCCAGUCAAGCUAGCCAAAAUUUAUCAUUUGCCCGAUAAUAAAUGUUGGAAAUGCAAAGAAAAUGAAGGAACCUUUUUCCACCUUUGGUGGACGUGCCCAAAGAUCAAGGCCUUCUGGGAAAUGAUAUAUAAUGAACUAAAAAGGUAUUGAAAUACACUUUUGUGAAGAAACCAGAGGCCUUCCUCUUGGGCAUGGUCGGCCAAUUGGUGCGAAGGGAAGAUAGGAAUUUUUUAUGUAUGCGACAGCAGCGGCAAGAAUACUUAUUGGGAAAUACUGGAAGACACAAGAAUUGCCUACCCGAGAAGAAUGGCAGAGGAAAGUGAUGGACUAUAUGGAACUGGCUGAGAUGACCGGCAGAAUUCGAGAUCAGGAAGAAGGGUUGAUGGAAGAAGACUGGAAAAAAUUUAAAAUAUAUCUUCAGAAACACUGUAAUAUAAAAGAAUGUUAGAAAAAGGUUGGAGAAGAAUAUUAGACCGUAUUGGCAGACAGGGUAUAAUGGAAUAAGUAAAUAUGAAGUGUAAAAUGAGGAUAGAGGAGAAUUAAAUACUUUCGAAUGUUAAAAUAAGUAAAAGAAAAGAAGGUUAGAAGGAUUUGCUGGAGAUACGAUUUAAACUAGAAUACAAAGCAGGGAGGUGAGAGGAAGUCAUGGAAACAAGUAAAAGGGAAAAAGGUUGUAAUGGUCUAAUUUGAUUUUUGUUAUUUUUUACUGUGAUUUUUUGUCUUUCUUAUUUUUUUUUUUAAUUGUCUGUUUUUUGUAAGAUGUGUGUGGUUUGUUUUUUCUAUAUUUUUUGUAACUUUAAAACUGGAAUAAAUAUUCUUUAAAAAAAAAAAUGAAAAUAAGGGAUCAGCAGCCAAAAUAAGGGAUUUCCCAAGCACAGGUAUGUUCAACUUCUGGGCCCCUCCGAGCCAAAGGCAGAAAGCCCAGCCAGCAGCCAAACGAAGUCUCAAGCGGUGGUUCCCACAGCGCAGCAACCCAGCAAAGGGGAUGCAGCAAGGAAAACCACCGUCACCUCUCCGCUGGGAAGCGCUGAGCAAAGGCGAGUCCCCAGGCAAUGCGGCCGAUUUGAUCGGCACAAGGCAUGCAAGCUCCACCCCACGGUCGUUCUUAGACUCCUUAUUGGGUGAGCAAUGCAGCCAAAGCAACACAGUUGGAGCCUCCCUCCUCCCUGGCCAACAGGGAGGAGCUGCUUCCUUUGAAACCCGGGAAAUUUAAGGGACAUUAUCAAUAAGGGACAGCAGUGAGACACAGCGCAGGGAUAAGGGACUUUCCCGCCAAAUAAGGGACGGUUGACAGCUAUGUUGUAGAUGUUCCCUGGCAUGUCUCUCUUAAAAGCUUUUUAGGUAGCAGGAUUAGAGAACAUCCCUUUUAAGGUCCCUAAGAACUGCUGCCAGCCAGUAGACAAUACUCAGAGGCACCAGUGAUGUGACUCAUAUGGCAGCUUCCUAUUUUCUUAAUACACUCUCAGGUUUUCAUAACAUGCUCUCAAUUUACAUUAAUGAAAGGUGUGUUUAAAAAUGGGUUUCAUGGAGCAGAAUAAAUCACCCAAGAACCCAGGAUGCCUUGGUUCAGUGGAAACGCUCAUCAAUUCAGGAAAUAUCUGGUUUCAUUUUUACUAGACCUUUUAAAAAAAACCUGAACCAUCCACACUGUCAUCUUCUAUUUUAAAAAUAACUUAUCCAUGCAGAGCUUUCAAGCUCAGUGUUUUCCAGAGAGGGAGAGGGAGCUUAUUGAGGAAAUUAAAUUAUUUUGACAGUCUAAUGCUAGGAAAAGCUUAUGAAGGGAGGGUUAACUUUAUUUGGGGGUCAUAAGAACUGGCAGGGGAAGAAAGAGAGGAUGGUUUGUUUUUGUUUUAAAUUUUUAUUUGUGAUUUUCAGGUUUAUACGUUUCAAUAAUUUUACAGUCAUUUUAGCAUUUCCAAACUUGACUUCCUUCCCCCUCUUUCUGCGGUCCCUUGAAUUUAUUUUGAAUAACUUCUGCAUAUCCAAAUUAAUUUAAUUUGUUCAUUUAUCCAUCUCCUUUAAAUAUAUACUCUUAUGAAACUGCAGGUUAUUAUAAUAAUCCUGCCAAUAUUCUUAUUUGUUUACAAUUUGUCUGCAAAUAUUCAAUAAACCAUUUCCAUUCUUUUAUAAAAAGUUUGUUAUCUUGAUUUCUUAUUCUUCCGGUAAGUUUCACAAUUUCUGCAUAUUCCGUUAGUUUUUGUAUCCAUUCUUCCUUUGCUGGGACUUCUGCUUCUUUCCAUUUUGGGGCAAGUAACAUUUUUGCAGCUGUAGUAGCAUACAGGAAUAAAUCUCUAUACAAUUUAGGUAGUUCUGUCUCUAUAAUUCCCAAAAGAAAAGCUUCUGGGUUUUUUUCCCCCCAAACGUUAUUUUUCAAUUCAUUAUAUAUCAUUUCCCAGGAAGCUUUAACCUUACUACAAGACCACCACAUGUGAUAAAAAGAACCUUCUUUCUCUUUACAUUUCCAACAAUUAUUUGAUUCAGAUUUAUACAUUUUUGCCACUUUAUUCGGUGUUAGGUACCAUCGAUAUAUAAUUUUUUGUUAGACCAUAACAUGCCGUAAAUUUUAUAUCCAUAUCCCACAAUCGUUCCCCUGCUGCCAUAUCUAUAUUAUGACUGAUAUCUAUUGCCCAGUGUAUCAUUGAGGGUUUUACUUGCACAUCCUUUGUCUCCCAUUCCAAUAAUAUCUUAUACAUUUUAGACAGCGCUUUUACAUUACAUUCCUACUAGUCUCUCUCCAGUUGUGAUAUUUGUUCCCCAAAUUCUCGGAGGAGGAUGGUUUGUUAUGAUUCUGCCAGAGUUGAUCAGUAAGGCCUGAAUCAUAAGUUACCAGGAUACUAGCUUUAUCGAAGGUCACACCCAUAUCACACAUGAAAGAAUCCUGGGAAUCGUUUUGUGAGGGACAAAGUACAUUUCCCAGGAUUUUUGGGGGGAAGCCCAUUUAAGUGUGUGUUGAAUUUGCUUUAAAUAUAUGGUCUGUAUCAGGGGUCAGCAAACUUUUUCAGCAGGGGGCUGGUCCACUGUCCCUCAGACCUUGUGGGGGCCAGACUAUAUUUUGGAAAAAAGAAAGAAAAAAAGAACGAAGUCCUAUGCCCCACAAAUAACCCAGAGAUGCAUUUUUAAUAAAAGGACACAUUCUACUAAUGUAAAAACACGCUGAUUCCCAGACCAUCUGUGGGCUGGAUUUAGAAAGCAAUUGGGCUGGAUCUGGCCCCCGGGCCUUACUUUGCUUACCCAUGGUCUGGAUGGUGUCCCUAAGGAACAACAUUCAUCCUUUCAAGUUACAAGGUAAGGAAGUCUGAGCUGGGUCAUGGGAAGCUGUCGGAGAGGAGCCACCAGUCAGGAACAUUGGACAAAGCUAGCAAUUGGGACAGAAGAGUCCCCAGGAUAAGGUUACCAGACUUCCCCUUUUCCGGGGACAGUCCCCGGAUUCACAGAUCAGUCCCCUAGCAAAAUCCACUGAAUUCGGCUGAAGUUGAAAAGUGUCCCCCGAUUCAUUGAAAAAAAUAUGGUAACCUUAUCCCAGGAGCAAGUUGGAGAACAGGACUGAAGGACAACCAAAGAAUAUAGGAAUGCAGCAGAGCUCAGGAAGACCUUGCCACUCAAGCAAGGCUUAGAUAAAGCAGAAAGUCCUCUGAUAGUCCUUCCUGUCCAGGACGAUCUGGUGACAAGACCGUGGGUGAGGUUAGUCCAUGGCUGGAGGGAACUAGGUAGAUGCCAUGGCUUGCAGUUCAACAGCUCACAACACAAAGCUGCUGUACACAGAUCUGAAUGUUCCCAGUUCAAGUCCUAUACAGUGGUACCUUGGGUUACAUACGUUUCAGGUUACAGACGCUUCAGGUUACAGACUCUGCUAACCCAGAAAUAGUACCUCGGGUUAAGAACUUUGCUUCAGGAUGAGAAGAGAAAUCGUGCAGUGGCAGCACGGCAGCAGUGGGAGGCCCCAUUAGCUAAAGUGGUGCUUCAGGUUAAGAGCAGUUUCAGGUUAAGAACGGACCUCUGGAACGAAUUAAGUACUUAACCCGAGGUACCACUGUAUUGUCCCAAUGAGUACUGCAUGUACAAAAGAACGUGCCAAUCAACAUCUGCUUUGUUUGUGUCUCCGAUGGCUAUGUGAAAGAUCGUAUUCCUUCAUACAAACCUGCACAGGUUUUGAGAUCUUCAGGGAAGGUCCUUCUUAGGCCCUUUUGGUGGGGACAUGGGACAGGGCCUUCCUGGUGGCGGCUCCCAGACUCAGGAACUCCCUUCCUCCCUCCCUUCUCUCUCUUGCUACCCCACCAUCAUCACACUAGUUUUUGGGAGCAUCCUCACCCUGCGCCUGCCUUUGAACCCUUUUGAACCUUGGCAACUAGCCGAUGAAAACAGAGUGCUCACGCCUUACAAUUUUAUUAUACAGCAAGAAUAAGAAAAUAAUCUGAUUUUUGUGUGCGAAUGUUCUCAGGUCCACUGUUGUUCUUAACUAGCGUUUCUGUUUUAAUGCAAUUAAUUACAACUUGUGCAGAUGUGCGAAGGAUGGGUGACUAUUUGGAAAGGUGGUUCUGAAAGGUUGCUGGACUCAAAAGAGAAGCAAGUUUCUGUGGCUGGUGCUUACAAACAGGACUUGGUUUUCAGUACAAAAUCCGAUUAAAGGAAAACAGCAUUUCCACUACGGAAACGCUGAAAGAUGAAGUUGUGAUGUAGGAGGAGAGCCAAGUGAAAACAGCAUUAAGUGAGACUUAAAGGCUAAAGGCUAAACAAGAAAGUGAUAACAGGUAUUUAACAGGUAUUAGCAUCUUAAAAAGUAGAGACAUCACCUUGCCAACAAAGGUCCGUAUAGUUCAAGCUAUGGUUUUCCCAGUAGUGAUGUAUGGCAGUGAGAGCUGGACCAUAAAGAAGGCUGAUUGCCGAAGAAUCGAUGCUUUUGAAUUAUGGUGCUGGAGGAGACUCUUGAGAGUCCCAUGGACUGCAAGAAGAUCAAACCUAUCCAUUCUUGAGGAAAUCAGCCCUGAGUGCUCACUGGAAGGACAGAUCCUGAAGCUGAGGCUCCAAGACUUUGGCCACCUCAUGAGAAGAGAAAACUCCCUGGAAAAGACCCUGAAUUUGGGAAAGAUGGAGGGCACAAGGAGAAGGGGACGACAGAGGACGAGAUGGUUGGACAGUGUUCUCGAAGCUACCAGCAUGAGUUUGACCAAACUGCGGGAGGCAGUGGAAGACAGGAGUGCCUAGCAUGCUCUGGUCCAGGGGGUCACGAAGAGUCGGACAUGACUAAACGACUAAACAACAACAAUGGCAGCAAAGAAGAAGGAGGGAGGAGCAGAGGCUUUUGAAUUUGGCAGUGAGGAGAUUGAUUAUUUUGGUGAGUUUAGGGGGUAUAUAAAUUUUAUGAAACGACAAAUAAAUAAAUAAAUACACAAAUAUAGGACACGAGCCUCUUUCAUAUUUGGGGUUAGCCAAUGGAAUUGAUCAGUAAGAGAUAAAGAAGAGGCAAAAGUAAGGACUAUUUUUUACAUAGCAUGUUUUGUGAAAUCUUCUGCCACAACAAGUGUUGAUGUUCACUAGCUAAAUUGGCUGUACAAGUGGUUUUGAUGAACUUAUUAUGGAGGAGAGGCUAUUAGUCAUAUAGAAUCUCUUGAUCCACAGCAGAAGAGGGCUCUUGACUUCAUGCCCUUAUUCCGGACUUGCCAGAAGGCAUCAGGUUAGCCACUGCACAACAUAGAUGCUGGAGCAUUGGUCUGAUCCAGGUAAAGGGACCCCUGACCAUUAGGUCAAGUCAUGACCGACUCUGGGGUUGCGGAGCUCAUCUCGCUUUAUGGGCCGAGGGAGCCGGCAUACAGCUUCCGGGUCAUGUGGCCAGCAUGACUAAGCCGCUUCUGGCGAACCAGAGCAGUGCACGGAAACGCCGUUUACCUUCCCGCCAGAGUGGUACCUAUUUAUCUACUUGCACUUGACGUGCUUUCGAACUGCUAGGUUGGCAGGAGCAGGGACUGAGCAAUGGGAGCUUACCCCGUUGCGAGGAUUCGAACCGCCGACCUUCUGAUCGGCAAGUCCUAGGCUCUGUGGUUUAACCCACAGCGUCUGAUCCAGGAGGGCCGUUCAUAUGUCAGCUGCAUGCUGCUGUUUUCCCUGAUUUCUCAAUGGAGAUGAGUUGGAUGCUUUGGAACGGCUGCAAGGCAUUUACUGAGCCGUGUGACCAUGUAUGCCUUUCCUUCCAUUGAACACUAGAGGCCAGAGUUGACACACUUAAUCCUUUCUCAUUGAUUUCCACCGGUAACUUACAUAACUCUUAAUUCUCUUGUACACUUUACUGCCGAGGCUUAUCUUGCAAGUCUGGCACUGGGGUCACAUAAAACAUAGCUGGAAGUGCAAGAGCUUGCCAGCAUCUUCGUAUAUACCGUACAUUUCCGUGUAUAAGACUAGGUUUAUUUUACUUUAAAAUAAGGUUGAAAAUCUGGGGGUGUCUUAUACACGGAUAGUGCAUAUGUCAAUUUUCUAAAUUUGGGGUCCCCAAAAGUAAGGGGCGUCUUAUACAUGGGGGCGUCUUGCACACAGAAAAAUACGGUAAUUCAAACAGCCUAUUAUAUAUUCAUUAGGGCCAAUUACAAAUCAGAAAGCAGGGAGUUAGCAUUUGGGUUUCACAUGAAACUUUUUUUAAAAAACAAAAAAGGUAUUGUUAUUUUUACCUUCCGCCCUUCCAAAUGGGAGUUUGCUGGGUGCUUUCCUCAAUUAUAAUAUCAGCUCCUGCAUCAUACUACGGUUUCCAGGAUUCCUUGAUCUUCCCUCCUGUUUGUCAAGGUUAGUUUUGGCUUUCACCUAUGCUGGAGAACUCAUAUCAUGGAAGUUUGGUGCAAUCUAGGCAGCAUCUGAGAGAGAUUCUCAGACUGAGAUGAUGCCUCCUUCCACUAAGCCUAACAAGACUGUAGGACUUGACGGACUGAACUACUUUGGCAAGGAUGCACCAAGUUCCCAGACAAACUGAAGGACAGACAGACACAGUACAUUGCUAUUAAUAAGUUUGUGUCUUUAGACCCUGUUCCGGACAGUGUUGUAAAUAAUACAUGGCUUUGAGGCCACAACUCUGCAAUUUUUGAACAGCCAUUUUGUGAAGUUCCUCCAUCGACCCUUAUAAACAGAAUAUUCAAUAUAUAUUUAUGGGGAAAUGGCCAUUUUGUAACAGAGGGCAAAUUCUAGUCACAAAAUAUAUAAUGGGGGCGGGUGGGCUCAGCUUCUUAGCUAUGAUUUGUUCACGAAGGGAAUCAGCACUCAAUUAUAGGUUAAGGAAGGGAGAUAAUAUAUUUUCCCCAAAUAACUGGAGGGGGGCAUCCCUUUACACCCCCGUUCUUUUCCAGGCACCUCUGCUUUUCUUGCUUUCUCGCAGUCUUUUUCAUUUCCCUAAAUCUGCCGGCUUUCCUUCUUUCUGUUAUUUUUUCCUUCCCUCCUAUUUCUGUUAAUUCUUCCCUCUCUGUCAUAUUCUUUCUUUCAGUUACGGAAUGGUUGGGAAUGGGGAAGUGUUUUGGCUGCUUGUGCAGUAGGGGGGAAAGGCUUAGAAUAAACACGGGAGGUUUAUUUCAGGUGGGAAGGCUGAAAGCAGAACAAACACAAAAGGGUCUCCCCUUUCUCUUAGCUUAAUAAUAAUAAUAAUAAUAAUAAUAAUAAUUUAUUAUUUAUACCCAGUCCAUCUGGCUGGGUUUCCCCAGCCACUCUGGGCGUCUUCCAACAAAACACUAAAAUACAAUAACCUAUUAAACAUUAAAAGCUUCCGUAAUCAGGGCUGCCUUCAAAUGCCUUCUAACAGUUUGGCAGUUAUUUUUCUCUUUGACAUCUGCUGGGAGGGCGUUCCACAGGGCGGGUGCCACUACCAAGAAGACCCUCUGUCUGGUUCCCUGUAACCUCACUUCUCGCAGUGAGGGAACUGCCAGAAGGCCCUUGGCGCUGGACCUCAGUGUCCUGGCAGAACGAUGGAGGUGGAGACGCUCCUUCAGGUAUACUGGGCCGAGGCCGUUUAGGGCUUUAAAGGUCAGCACCAACACUUUGAAUUCUGCUCGGAAACGUACUGGGAGCCAAUGUAGGUCUUUCAAGACCAAUCUUAUAUGGUCUCGGCGGCUGCUCCCAGUCACCAGUCUUGCUGUCGCAUUCUGGAUUAGUUGUAGUUUCCGGGUCACCUUCAAAGGUAGCCCCACGUAGAGUGCAUUGCAGUAGUCCAAGCGGGAGAUAACCAGAGCAUGCACCACUCUGGCGAGACAGUCUGCGGGCAGGUAGGGUCUCAGCCUGCGUACCAGAUGGAGCUGGUAGACAGCUGCCCUGGACACAGAAUUGACCUGCGCCUCCAUGGACAGCUGUGAGUCCAAAAUGACUCCCAGGCUGCGCACCUGGUCCUUCAGGGACACAGUUACCCCAUUCAGGACCAGGGAGUCCUCCACACUAGUCCGCCCCUUGUCCCCCCAAAACAGUACUUUUGUCUUGUCAGGAUUCAACCUCAAUCUGUUAGCUGCCAUCUAUCCUCAAACCACCUCCAGACACUCCAAUGGUCUCUAAUGCACCUGGACGAGCACAGUCAGAAGGGCAGACUUAUAAAUAUGAAAUAUUAUAUGGAGAAAUGUCCUGCAGUUGUGCCCAUGCAAGCAUUUGCUCAGAUUACUUGAUGGAUUAAAACUCCCUGUUCCUUUUAUUCGAUCUCAAGGCUUUUGUUAUCAGUGUGAUACGAGUUUGGACUAUGUCAUAGGAAACACCCCGCCAUUAAAAAACCCCUCUAUAGGCACUUUUACCCUGCAGUCAUAAAGCUUUUUAUUUCCGUGUUUAAGCUAGCUUCUCCUGAGAACGUUGAAAUCUACCGCUAGAGCAGUGCAACCCGUUUGAGAGAAAAGUCUAUGCAAUCUGACGCCUGGCUGAGAGGCAGCAAGGCAGGCAAAAGGAACAAGUUCGUUCACAAAGGCUUCAAGGAGUUGGAAUUGUGGCUUCAGAUCAGCUACCAAACUCAUACUGCGAGUACACCAUCUAUUAGUGCCAUCUUACAGCACUAAACUAACUACAGGUAAGCAAGAUUCUUUUGUAAUGAAAUUACCGGCAGGUGCUAAAAGCUCCUUCAGUGCAGCCGCAGGGCUCUCUUGAAGGCCCACUCAGAAAGAGAUUUGAUUUAAGGGUAACAAUAUUUGCUCAUUUUCUGUGGAACAAGACUACAGGAGGUUUCGCCGUCGAGGGGCCCUUUCUGUCCGGCUCUUUCUGGGGGUUGGAGGGUGGUUGCCACUAGCGGAGAGGCUAGGCUUAUGUGGCUGCAACUCAGCUGAAGGUGGCUUUAGAAACAGGUUCCAUCUAGAUAUUGAUGACAACACAAAUUCAUAGUAGCGGGCAUGUCGUUUCCCAAACAACUGAUUACUCACCAGUUUAGUCAUGGAGACAGUGAGUUAUUUUUGUCUGUAUCACCGUAUAUAUCUUACUCAAGAUCAUCUCCUUAAGGCUGAUGGUGCAAGACUCUAGCACUGCAGAGCUUACUCUCUCCACCCAGUGCCAGAUUUACGUAUAAGCUAAACAAGCUAUAGCUUAGGGCCCCUCUCUCUUGGGGGGCCCAAAAAAAUUUAAAGGGAAAAAAAACCUGGAUGUACAUUUCCAAAAUAUAAGAUAACAAAUAAAAUAAAACCUCCAUACAGCAACAGUGUUUUGUGUUGUGUAGGCUCCUAUGAUGUAAGCAAUGGGCCCCGCCUGCUCCCUAAAAUAUCACUAUCACUAUUAAUAUACUUCUUCUUAAUUGUAUUUCACUAUUAAUAUACUUCUUCCUAAUUCAGUUCAACAAUUACUUUGGUAAAAUACAUAUUUUGUUAUGUGCAAAUGGCUUUAGAUACCUAUUAGGUCCAUAAAUUACCAUAUAGCUUAUAUUCAACACACAAAAACAGUGACGAUUUGUUGUUGACAAAGGACAGCUGGUCAUAUAAAGGGCCCCAUUACCAUCAGUAACUUAGGGCCACAUCAAACCUAAAUCCAGCCCUGUCUCCACCCACAGUUUUUCAUCUGUUGUCAGGGCAAUGACAGCUUUCCUAUCAAUUUCCUAUCAAUUGAGCGCGGGUGGCACUGUGGUCUAAACCACAGAGCCUAGGGCUUGCCGAUCGGAAGGUCAGCAGUUCGAAUCCCCACGACGGAGUGAGCUCCCGUUGUUCAGUCCCUGCUCCUGCCCACUUAGCAGUUCAAAAGCAUGUCAAGUGCAAGUAGAUAAAUAGGUACCGCUCUGGUAGGAAGGUAAACGGCAUUUCUGUGCACUGCUCUGGUUUGCCAGAAGCGGCUUAGUCAUGCUGGCCACAUGACCCGGAAGCUGUCUGUGGACAAACACCGGCUCCCUCGGCCAAUAAAGCGAGAUGAGCGCCUUUGACUGGACUUAACCGUCCAGGGGUCCUUUACCUUUUGCCUUAAUGCAAUUUAUCCCCCCCCCCAUGUUGUUUGCUAGGCAUGCUGGGAAUUGUAGCUCUGUGAGGGGUAACUUACAGCUCCCAUGAUUCUUUGCAAGAAAUAAUAUGUUUUAAAUGUACCGUGUGUACGCGGCGUAACUUUCUCCCCUUGAACAAGGGGAUAAAACAGCAUUGGAUAACAUUGUUAUGCAAGAGAUAAUCCCCACAGGUUUGCUCUCCACAGGAGCACAGCAGAGCUGUGGGAGAGAAGCAGUUCACUCUUGUGUGUUUCUUUCCUCUGCCCAAAGGAAAUUCUGGUCCUUGCCUGAUUCCAGGCAAUUCAGGUGUUACAUUUUGUACCUCUGCGACACAGAAAUAAUUUCUUUUGAAGUAUGCAUUUGGGCAGGUUCCCCAUGUAUGGGGCUCAUUUUCUUGCUCCACACAGGAGCUUCUCCACAGCACUGCUGCAAUGGUUUCCAUGAUAUGGCAUGGGGGACAAGUAGAAGCCAGUAUCACCAACUUUGGAGAGAGGAAAGACAAAUGGGUAGUGUAAAUUCAGAACGGUUGGUGUCAAUUUCUGUUCUUGUUAUGUACUGAAGUUCUCACCCUGGGCCAGCAUGGGGAUACUGUAGAUAGUUCAGUCCACAUAUGCAAAUAAGGGAUCGAAAGUGACGUUCAGUGACUGGAUAGUUACAGAAAGUUGUUACAGUUACGUUGUACUGGAGCUCUAUAUAAGCAGGCUGGCUGAACCCUUCAGUUCGGUUCUGUUCUGGCCUGUGAAUAAACAAGAGCUGUUUGAAGAAUCGCUGUGUCGUCUGAUACGUUCACCCACAAUUUAACAGUUCUCAUCUCUGGAAAUAAUCCAGCUAUUCUCCUAGAACAGAGCUGAGGAAACUUUGGCUCCCCAGAUGUUGCUGAACCACAGCUCUCUGGCCAUUGGCCAUGCUUGCUAAGACUGAUGGCAGCUGGCAUCCCAUAACUUCUGGGGGGCCACUGACUACCUGUUUCUUUUGCCUCUGCAAGUAGCAGUUGUGGGGGGAUUUAAGAAGGGGUGGCAACACCUGGGGCAGAAAUUAAAGUUCUGCUUUCCCAGAGCUAUAUCCCUAAUCCAAAUAACCUCCUUGCUGUUACUGACACUUCUAAACAAACAAGAUAUCAGAAAAGUCUAUUCACAAAUCUCCCAUGUCUUAUCUAGUCCGGCCCUCAAAUGGGCAGAGGUUCAAGCAGCCCAGAAGCUUAUUUUGUUUUUGUUUUUUAUAACCCUGCAAUUACAAAGCCUUUAUUAUAAGUUUUAAGGCCACUUGACAUGGGAGCGGUAUUUAAAGAAGGCCUCUAACCAAGGAGUUUGGUUGGUUGUUGCUCUGGGGGUACCUUUGGUGGCAAAUCCAGGGGUUUGCCUCCAUAUGAUUUGUGAAAUUCCCCUUGCCCAAAUUCCAUGGGCGGUUGUAAACAUGGAUUAAUAAAACCUUGCCGUAGCCGAGAGUCUCAUUAAUGUGCAGCUUCUAGAGUGUGCUAAUCUCCAGGGUCCUCUCCUAUCAUUAAGUAAACAAUGAUGUCAGUGGAAACCAACACCUCCUGACAUUAUGAAGGGUACCUUAAGCCACCACAAAGUAUGAGUCUGCCGGAUUUCUGUGCACAAGAUUAUUCACAGCUGCUAGGGAUUUCAACUCCAUAAUAUUCUUUACAUCACAAUGGUUUUCUUUUCUUUUCUUUUCUAUUCGGUGGGACAUAUUCAUUGCAGAUAAUCCUUCCGUGUAAUGCCAACAAAGGAUUCCAUACCUAAGGUGUACCUUUGGCUGUGAAAAUCCAUAAAAUCAAUACCGUGCUCUAAUUUCCACAAUUCAAAACACAUAUGUAAUUGGGAGACGAGUUACCGAUACGUUUCAAGCCCGUUUCUUUCACUGAUAACAGAAAAAAAUUGUCUAUGUUGGACCACUGCAAUGUUGCUGUGUUUUAGAUAGUUUUGGAAUAUGCAAUAUGUCCAUUACUGAAAUCAAUAAAAAAUGAAGGCUUCAUACACAUGUAAGCUGUUGCUGUUUGCUACUUCUUCCUCUUUUUCCUUGCCAGAGGAUGGAGUCGAAAGAAGGUAUCUUCAGGCGGCAACUGGUAGAUGUUCAUGGUGUUGCCUUGUUCUGGAGCAUCGCUGAGGCAUGGACCCAGGUGGAGAACUUCCAGGCCAAGAAAGAUGAUCUUCUGAUUGCCACCUACCCAAAAUCAGGUGCCUGAGCCUAAGGGCUUCCCUGGAUUUUUAUGUUUAAUGCAUAGAAUGCACAACGGCUGCUUAUCUGUUGCAGGGAAUUGGGACAUCUUCAGGAGUGGGAUUCAGUCUAGUUACACACUGCAAAACGUUGCUUGAAAAAUAUGCACUUCUGCCAGAAAUCCUGGCAGUGUUUGUGAGAUUGCCGCGUCAAAUGAGAAUAUGUGACUGGCAGUUGUCAGACUGCUACAUCUUCGCCCAUGGUACUCGUGAUGACCAUGCAAGGUCGCUUCCAUGCCAUGUUGAGCUGUCUUCUCCCAUUGGAUUAAUCUACAAGAAUCCCUUGAUGGAUGGCAGGUCCUUCUUUUGUGCCAAAGUUAUGUUAAUUGUCAGGGGUUCCAGGGUUUGGGAUAGCAGACCUUAUGGCCUGAGGCUGGAACUGUUAGUGCUCAUGCCAGAACUUUCUUCUGACAUAAAAAAAAGAAUGGCAACAUCAGCUUUCUAUCUGCUGCCCUAAUAAUAAUUUAUUAUUUAUACCCCGCCCAUCUGGCUGAGUUUCCCCAGCCACUCUGGGCAGCUCCCAACCGAGUGUUAAAAACAAUACAGCAUUAAAUAUUAAAAACUUCCCUAAACAGGGCUGCCUUCAGAUGUCUUUUAAAAAUAGGAUAGCUGCUUAUUUCCUUGACAUCUGAUGGGAGGGCAUUCCACAGGGUGGGUGCCACUACCGAGAAGGCCCUCUGCCUGGUUCCCUGUAGCUUUGCUUCCUCGCAAUGAGGGAACCGCCAGAAGGCCCUCGGCGCUGGACCUCAGUGUCCGGGCUGGAUGAUGGGGGUGGAGACACUCCUUCAGGUAUACAGGACUGAGGCCGUUUAGGGCUUUAAAGGUCAGCACCUGCAAAGCAUAGUUACAAACAAAAACAAUGCCCAUCUCCAGAUUAAAAGUCCCUAGAUUGUUUAAUUGAACAAGGGCCUACGAGAAGAGGAAUGUUUUUGCCUGGUGCCUAAAGACUGUCGGAAUGCUGUGAUGAGAUGAUGAGCUGCUUGUGCGUAAAAUCGUAUCCCCUCAGAGUUUGUUCAAGUCCACAAACCUCUGUCUGUGACGGAGCCCCUCAGACAUGGCUCCUCUAGUCACUAGCAGAUUCCGACAGUGGUUGCUUCGUAAUCGCUUCCAACAUAAAAGCUCCUUAACGGAAACACGUCUUCUGGACUCUCUGCGUGACAGUUUCCGGCGAGGAGUGGGUGUUCUUACAGGAGGUCCUGAAACCUCCCCACUGUUUUCGCUGGAAGUGUCUCUGAGCCAUCCCUCCAGCUGGUUCCCUCUUCAGCUGCUGCGUCUCUCCCAACCUGUGUGAGCCCUUUCACCUCCCUGCUGGUUCCCUCUUCAGCUGCUGCGUCUCUCCCAACCUGUGUGAGCCCUUUCACCUCCCUGCUGGUUCCCUCUUCAGCUGCUGCGUCUCUCCCAACCUGUGUGAGCCCUUUCACCUCCCUUCCGUCCGAUGGCAGUUCCCUGACAUCCACCUCCCCUCCAGGGCCCCCUUCACCCCCUCUCGCCCCCUCCUCUACGGGCGGUGAGGAGGCAAAACCCCGGAAUGAACUUCCUUCAUCUUCCGAUGUCUCGAACACUUCUCUCAACCUGUUGCGGUUCCUGGUCUCGAAGUACACCUCCUCCUCAGAGUCCAUCUCCCCUUCCCCUUCCGAGUCCGGGAAUCCUUCCAACUCCUCCCCGUCAGCAGUGGUCCCAAAGUAUUCCCUCCGGAACCUCUCCACAGGCUGAGGUUUCCUUGGGAACCUUUGAUGGAACGUUUCUAUCAAUACCUCGUCAUUGAUAUCUUCGGCCAUUACCCAAGUGUUUUCUGACUCCGGUUCUCCUUCCCACGCUACCAAAUACUCCACCUGAUCCCCCUUCCACCUGGCGUCGAGGAUUUCUGCCACAUGGCUGCUGCAUUCUCUUUCUUCUACGACCGGUCCCCGAGUGGCCAGCCCUUCUCGUCGCCCUUCGUACGGUGACAGUAACGACCUGUGAAAUACUGGGUGCAGUUUCAUGUGGUUGGGUAACCGGAGCCUGAAAGCCACUGGGUUGACCUGUUGAAUGACCUCAAAGGGACCCAACCUCCUGGGUCUUAAUUUCUUACAACCUCCUUUGAAAGGCAACCCGUGUGUUGACAGCCACACCCUAUCUCCCACCCUUAUGGUUUCACCUUCCCUCGGUUCUUGUCUGCCUGCCUCUUGUAUUCUUCCUUCGCCCUUUCUAAGUUGAGUUGGAGCUGACGAUGGAUUGCUUCCAUUUCUUCCACAAAAUGCUCGGCUGCCGGGACGCUCCAUCUCUCCCCAUCUCCCCCUGGGAAAGCCCUGGGAUGACACCCAUAAUUAGCCAAGAAGGGGCUCAUCCCUGUGGACACAUUCUCGGCAUUGUUGUAGGCAAAUUCCGCCAGCGCCAACUUUUCUACCCAGUCAUUCUCUCUGUCAUUGACAUAACACCUCAGGUAUUGCUGGAGGACACCGUUUGCUCUUUCCGCCUGCCCGUUGGUUUCAGGGUGCCGGGCAGUCGAAAAAUUGACCUCCACCUGCAGUAAGCUCAUGAGCUUCCUCCAGAACCUGGAAGUAAAUUGUUUUCCUCGGUCUGAGACCACCCUCAAUGGCACCCCGUGCAACCUAAAAAUGUGUUCUACAAAUAACUUCGCUGUCUCUUCCGCCGUGACUGCAUGCGAGCAAGCUACAAAGUGGCACAUCUUUGUUAGUAGAUCUACCACCACCAUGAUGGCUGUUUUCCCUUUGGACUUCGGCAGAUCAGUCAUAAAAUCUAUCGACACUGCCUCCCAAGGUCGUUCUGGGGUUGGUAAGGGUUCUAAUAGCCCCGCCGGCGCCCGCCUUUCCCCUUUGGCUCUCUGGCAUUGCUCGCACCCUCUUACAUACUCACGUACAUCUUCCCUCACCUUAGGCCACCAAAAUUCCCUGGUGACCAACCACAUGGUUUUGUGUUGUCCAAAAUGCCCCGCCGUAGGGCUGUCGUGCAACUGCUUGAGUACCCUCCCCUUAACUCUCCUUCAGGGAUAUACAGUGCCCCUUUGUAAUACAAAGCUCCAUUUCUUUCCUCGAAACCCCUGGUUCCUCUCCCUCACCCCUAAGACCUCUGAGCUUAUUCUGGGCGUAUUCAUCAUUCUCUGUUUCCUCUACCAGUUCUCUUUGUCCCACCAAUGCCGCCCCACACACCCAGCGGUCCUCUGGAAUGACAUGUCUCUCUUCGGGUGCCCCUCCCCUCCAAAUAUUCUGGUUUGCGUGAGAGAGCGUCCGCCCUAAUGUUCUCUGGGCCUGGCACGUAAUUAAUCUCAAAGUUAAAUUUGGAGAACUCCUGGGCCCAUCUCACUUGCCGUUGGUUGAGCACUCGUGCCGUCCUCCAAUACUCUAAGUUCUUGUGGUCAGUGCACACUUGCACCUUAUGUUGUGCGCCAAUUAGCAGGUGCCUCCAUCUCCGGAACGCCUCAUGAAUGGCUAGUAGUUCUCGGUCAUACACCGUGUAGUUCCUCUCGGAUUUGUUCAGCUUUCGCGAAAAAAGGCACACGGUCUCCACUCUGACCCCUUCUUCCCUGGCUGCAGAAGCACCGCCCCAAUCGCUCUGUCUGAUGCGUCAGUUUCCACUCUCAUCGGUUUUUGUAAAUCCACAUGCAGGAGUUGUUGUUCCGAGGCGAAGGCCCUUUUUAGUUCCUCAAAUGCUCGCUCCGCCUCCUCAGUCCACACGAACUUCUUCUUACUGCUGAGACAGUCCGUAAUGGGCGCCGUCAGGUGGGCAAAGUUUCGGAUGAACUUACGAUAGAAGUUCCCAAAUCCUAGGAACCUCUGCACAUCCUUCUUUGUUUUGGGUGUUUUCCAUUCCAGCACCGCCUGGACCUUGCCGGGAUCCAUGGCCAAUCCCUUGUCAGACAGGCGAUACCCCAGGAAUUCCACCUCCUUGGUAUGAAACUGACACUUCUCCAGUUUCACCCACAGCUGGUUGGCUUGCAGCCUGCUCAACACUUCUCUGACGUCUCUCACAUGCUGCUCCUCAUUCUCAGAAUACACCAACACGUCGUCUAAAAAGGCCACACAAUUCUUGUAAAGCAAAGGCCCCAGGACGUGGUUCAUAAACGAUUGAAAUGUUGCGGAGCCUGCUUGUAGGCCGAAGGGCAUAACCAAAUAUUCAAAUGCCCCUAAAGGGGUGAACAUAGUGGUUUUCCAUUCAUCCCCCUUCCUUAUUCGUACCAGGUUGUACGCCCCCCUUAGGUCCAGCUUUGUGAAAAUCUUUCCCUUCCGCACCCUUGUCAAAAUGUCGUCAAUCCUGGGCAUAGGGAAGGCUACUGGUUCUGACACUGCAUUUAAGGCCCUGAAGUCACACACCAGCCUCGGCUUUUUCGUGUUUUCUUAUCCACAAAAACACUGGGCUGCCCCCACCGCCCUGGACUCUCUGAUGAACCCUCUCUUCAGGUUCUUGUCAAUGAACUCUCUUAACUCCUGCAUCUCUCUGUCUGACAUGGCGUACAGCUUGCCUACAGGGAGCUGUGCUCCAGGGAGUAAAUUGAUUUGACAGUCAAAGGGUCUAUGCGGGGGUAGUUGGUCAGCUUCCCUUUCGCUGAAGACGUCACGGAGAUCUGCAUAUUGUCGUGGUACCUUCACGUUCUCUGUUACUUCAGUCCCUGCUAGGGUGGCUUGGACCCCUGCCAAACCCUUUCCCUCUUUGCAGUGUUCUAAGCAAUGUGCUGAACCAAAAGAAACCACUCUCUGAUGCCAGCCCACCAGCGGAUCAUGUAACGCUAGCCAGCUCAUCCCCAAUAUAAUGGGAGCUCCUCCCAAGGUGGCCACAUUAAAAGCUAUCAGUUCGGUGUGCCUUGCUACCUUCAUUAUCAUUGGGACGGUCUGCAAGCUGACUUCUCCUCCCAACAGCUCCCUGCCAUCGAUCGUGGUCACCUGCAGGGGGCUGCUUAAAGGGAUCGUCUGUAUCUGGUGUUCAGCUGCAAACUCUUUGCUCAUGAAAUUGCAGGAGCUGCCUGAGUCCAACAGCGCCUUUAUCUUUAGAGGGUGUCCGUUUGGCAGCUCUAGCGUCACUUCUAUCACUAGGGCGGGUUUAGGAGGUUCUGGCGUGGGCACUCUCACUGCUCUUUGGCCUGGCUGCUGUGCCCCGACAGUGGCAGCCAGGCGUUGGCUUUUACUUGCUCCGGUAUAUCUUCCUCUCUUCCAUCCACAGCUCCUACCAUCCCUUGCCAUUCUUUCCUCUGGGGGCAGACUCUGGCAAAGUGACCUGGCUGUUGGCAGAGAUAGCAUUUCCGGGCGCCUUUUCCCUCCUUUUUCCCCCUCACUGGGCUUUGAAACUGCGCGCGCGCGCUGUUCCGAUUUCCAUCGGCUCUGCCGGUGGGAAAGUUGGCUCUGGAAUGUCUGGAAUGCGGAACUCCUUCCAACGUUCCCCUUUCCCUUCCCGCCUCUCCAAUGCUCUCGCCUCCUGGCGCGCUCCUAUGGCCAGCGCUGAUUUGGUCAGCUGGUCCAUAGACUCCACCCUGGGCGCCCGGGAAAGUUCGUCUUUCACAGCCGAAGAAAGCCCUUCUUCAAAGAGCAUUUGAAUGGGUUCCGCCGAUAAGUCCCACCCCAAUCUGUGAACAAGCAUGGUGAACUCAGUCCAGUACUCACGGACAGAUCGGCUCCCCUGUUUGCAAGCCAUUAACUGUCUGCGCACCACUCCCUUUUCAAUAUCGCUGGAAAACAUCAGAUCCAUGGCGCGAAAGAACUUCAUUGUGUCCUUUAGGACGUCACUAUUCGCUGCCAUCAGGGGUCUAACCCAGUCUCUCGCGCCCUUUUCAAGAUGCUCAAUCACGAAAGCCACUCGUGAUUCCUCGUCAGGGAAUUCAUCAAACUGCAGAUUGAGGGCAUAUUGCAUUUCUGUCCGAAAGCCAUGAUAGUUUUGGGCUCCCCAAACUUCUGCACCAAUCCUGGUACCUUUCUGGCGAGCUGGGUGGCUUUCCCUUUUGUCUGCAUCCUGAGCCCUCCUCUCCUCAAGCCUCGCCGUCUGCAUCGCUAGCUGGACCUCCAACACCCGGUACCUUUCUUCCAGGCUUGGACCCACUCCAGCUCCUGCUUCUCCGGUUCCGGCUGGGUUGCUCAUGAUGCCUUCUCCUGCACAAGCUGCUUUCAAAGACUGUCGGAAUGCUGUGAUGAGAUGAUGAGCUGCUUGUGCGUAAAAUCGUAUCCCCUCAGAGUUUGUUCAAGUCCACAAACCUCUGUCUGUGACGGAGCCCCUCAGACAUGGCUCCUCUAGUCACUAGCAGAUUCCGACAGUGGUUGCUUUCGUAAUCGCUUCCAACAUAAAAGCUCCUUAACGGAAACACGUCUUCUGGACUCUCUGCGUGACAGUUUCCGGCGAGGAGUGGGUGUUCUUACAGGAGGUCCUGAAACCUCCCCACUGUUUUCGCUGGAAGUGUCUCUGAGCCAUCCCUCCAGCUCAGCUCCUCUCCCCCUGCUGGUUCCCUCUUCAGCUGCUGCGUCUCUCCCAACCUGUGUGAGCCCUUUCACCUCCCUGCUGGUUCCCUCUUCAGCUGCUGCGUCUCUCCCAACCUGUGUGAGCCCUUUCACCUCCCUGCUGGUUCCCUCUUCAGCUGCUGCGUCUCUCCCAACCUGUGUGAGCCCUUUCACCUCCCUUCCGUCCGAUGGCAGUUCCCUGACAGAUAUGUUACAAAGGAGCCAGGCGAGCCUCCCUAGGGAUAGAGCAUUCCAUAAACAGGGGGCUACCUCAGAAAAGGCCUGUACUCAUCUUGCCACGCUCUCACGGAGGAGGCACAUGAAAAAAGGCCACAGAUGUUGAAUGUAGGAGCCAAGUUGGUUCAUAUGGGCGGAAGAGGUCCUUGAGGUAUUGCGGCCGUAAGCCAUUUUAAGGCUUUAUAGGUCAAAUCCAGCGUAUUGAAUUGAGCCUGGAAACUAACUGGCAGCCAGCACAGUAGAAGCAAGAUUGCUGCAUUCUGCUGUAAAGGACUGAGUUUACUAUCUGCAAAUGGGCGUUUAAUGCUCACAACUAUAUGCUCAAACUGUCUUGCCCUGGUGAGCAACCUGACCACUGAAUUCUGUACCAGAAUUUGGACCGUCAUCAGAGGCAGCUCCACAACUUCAGAGGAAUUUCACAGGAAGCUUCAAGCAUAUCUUCACAACUCUAAAGGAUAGAUUUUGUUUGUUGGUUUUUAACGAUAGCUAAGAUUCACAGGAAGUGGAGUUCUGUGUUUAAUUUGAAUUAAAACCAAUUUUUCUGUAUUAAUCAGCUGAUUUUAAGGGACUCCCUUUUAAACUUGUGUGCGGUGUCAGCAAUCUAUACCCAUUUUGCGUGUUCAGACCCAGAGACCUCCCCCUUAAAUAAACACUCAUUUGACUCAAAUUUUAGUUUUGGUUUUUGGCAGAAUUUAGGCCACAACUUUAUUGAUUACAGAAAGUGAGUGGUUGCAUAGGCUCUGGUUCGACUAGCUCCCUGCACCCUUGCAGGUAGCACUGACCCAGAGCUCUAUCAUAGGUCAGUCAAGAGUGAACACCUGAGGUAGGUGGAAAGCCCAGGAACGGACUAUGUCCACUCCCCAGAUGCUCCCCUGGACUCAGACAUGGGCACAACCUCCUCUCGGGGGUUGACUAAACCAAGUUUAGUCCCUGGAUUCCUUUAAUGUAAUACCCUUCACAUAAGGAUGGCGAGAGUGUUCUCCCAUCCCUAUCACCUGAACCAGAGCCUAUCCUCAACCUUACAAGUUGUGACGAUUUGCUACGCGGCAAGCGAAACCCAAAUGGCACCAGCCAAGUGGGGAAAAUUCCUGCCGUGCCCCUGUCCCAACGACAGACGACACACGACGGCAUAGCAAGGUCAAUCGCAAAAUGCCCUAAAUAUAGGGAGAGGUGGGUGGGUGUUCCGAUGCACAAGCCGAAAGAGGAAGUUCUGGGUCACGUGCAUAGGUAUAUAUAGGUCCCUUGGCCCGUUUAGACGGCUCCCUAUUGGCCAGAUUAAACCCAGCAAUGAGGGACCUACCAAUCGGGUGUUGUGGUUGUCCAAUAUACCCACCCACAACCAGGAGGUCAGUCUCCAAGUCUCACUGCAACACGUACCCUCUUUUUGGGAGGACGCGCUUUACAAACCCAGCUGAUACCUUAUGCUAAAAUUUACUCUGUGGGUAAUUUUAUCUAAUUUGCACAUGCAUUUACAUUUUCAGGCACAACCUGGGUCAGUGAGAUUCUGGACAUGAUUUACAACGAUGCAGAUGUGGAAAAGUGUAAACGAGAUGCCAUUUUCAACCGUGUUCCUUUCAUGGAGCUGAUUAUUCCUGACAUUAUUAAUGGUAAAGCCUUUGCUGUAUUACAAAGUACAAAGAAGGUGAUGAAUUCAUCUUCCCUACGUGCCCAGUGUAUGAGUUUUCCCCACACUUUUGGUACUUGAAGCACAACUUUUUGCUUUCCGGUUAAAAAGUGGAAAUGAUGGAAACAAAAAUUAUUGAUCAGCUCCAAAAGCAACGGGCAGAUACAGUUUCAAGCUUUCAAAAAGAGAUAGCUGAGAGUGAUACGAAAUUACUUUAAAAACGUAUAAUCUCCUACUUUAUGGGGAAACGUUAGAUGAAAUUGUAAAGUCAGCACAAAUAAAGUGGGCUCAGGAUUUAGGUCAUAAUAUACAACUUGAAGAUUGGGAAAAGGUGUGGAAGGUGAACCUAAAAUUUACAGAUUGCAUCUUACUGAAAGAGAAUUAUAUGAAAAUGAUGUAUAGAUGGUAUAUAACACCUGAGACAGUGGUCAAAAUGUAUAAAAAGGGAUCAAAAACUUGUUGGAAGUGUAAAGAAAAAGAUGGUACAUUUUAUCAUAUAUGGUGGGAAUGCAAAAAGAUUAGAAAUUAUUGGGAAAUGAUAUAUAAUGAAUUGAAAAAAAGUUUAAAAAGACUUUUGUUAAGAAACCAGAAGCAUUCCUCCUAGGAAUUUUAGACCAAGAUGUAAAAAAAGAAAAUUAGAAAUUAUUUAUGUAAGCAACAGCAGCGGCAAGAAUUAUAUUAGCACAAACAGAAGAAAUACCCACGAAAGAACAGUGGCAAGGGAAACUUAUGGAAUAUGCAGAACUGGCAAAACUAACAGAAAAACUACAUGAAAAGGACAACAAAGACUUUAAAAGAGAAUGGGAACCAUUUACAACAUCUAUGAAGAGGCAACAUAAAGAAAUGGACUCAUUGGCAGGGUUUGAGUAAACAAUCACAACUGUAUACAACAGAAUAUAAGUCUAUAUGUAUUGGGAAAACUUUGGGAAACAAUACGCAGAGUGAAUGAUAUGAAACUAAAGGAAAACAGGAGUAUGAGGAAGUCCAGGGGAGGAGGGUGGAAAUAUGAAAAAUUGUCAAAGAUAUAUUGUUAGAAGAAGUAUACAUGGAAAAAUCAAUUAAAAAUAUUUUUUUUAAAAAAGCAACAGGCAGGUAUCCUUCUUGUAACAGGUGAGCUCUGUGCAGUUACUGGGAUGUUAGAGCCUCUGUCAUUGGUAAAUAACCUGUUUUAGCUGGGCAAGUCUUCAUGGGUAGACCCACAAAUUCACUGACAAAUUCCACCUGUGCAAGAAUUCAGGGGCAUCUCUAGAUCAGGCCAGAAGAAAUUAUUUUUUCAAAUGUUUUCGUCCCCUGCCCACUUUAAUUAUUUUCUCUCUGUUUUCAAGGUGUAGAACAACUUGCUGAGAUACCUCCUCCACGACUAGUUAAGACUCACCUCCCAGUGCAACUUGUCCCCGAGUCCUUUUGGGAAAAUGGUUGCAAGGUAAAAUAAACCUGCCUUUCAUUAGGAUGCACUACAGAUGCUAUUGCUUACUUUUGCCUGACUACGCAUUCUGACUGAACCAUCUCUGAAUUUGCUUCAGCCUUGGAUUUGAUUCUUUGAAGGAUCAAGGAGUCCUGUAUACCUGAAGGAGCGUCUCCACCUCCAUUGUUCAGACCAGACACUGAGUUCCAGUGCCAAGUCUCCUGGUGGUUCCCUCACUGCAAGAAGUGAAACUACAGGGAAACCUGGCAUUUUUGACAGUCACAUCUGCCCUGUGGAAUGCCCUCCCAGCAGGUGUCAAGGAGAUAAAUAACUAUAUAAUUUGAAGGCAGCCCUGUUUCAGGAAGCUUUUUGUUAUUGAGGUUGUUCUUGCUGUGGUUGUUCCUGUAUUUUUGUUGGAAGUCUGCCAGGGUGGCCUGGGCAACCUAGUCAGAUGCGCAGGAUAUAAGAAAUACAUUAUUAGUCCCCUUUUGGCUCUUGACAUAUCUAUCUCCCAUCUCCUGACUUGCUUUUCCAUGGAGUCCACUGCCAUUGGACUGCCAUCUUUAUACAAUUCUCAUAAGAUGUUGCACUUGAGGAACUGAAACAAUUUUUCAUUUGUGGAAAAUUGCGCCAUGGAGGCGCAGAUUGCAGCUAUAACAAAGGUGGCAUUUUUUCAUCUCCGCCAAGCUAAGCAGUUGGCUCCUUACCUCUCUCGCCCUGACCUAGCCACUGUGAUCCACGCGACGGUCACCUCCAGACUGGAUUAUUGUAACUCGCUCUACGUGGGGCUGCCCUUGAGACUAGCCCAGAAACUCCAGCGGGUGCAGAAUGCCGCGGCGAGACUCCUUACAGGGUCUUCGCUGCGAGAUCACAUUCAUCCGGUGCUAUACCAGCUGCACUGGCUCCCGGUGGAGUACAGGAUCAGGUUUAAGGUGCUGGUUUUAACCUUCAAAGCCCUAUAUGGCCUAGGACCCUCGUACCUACGGGACCGCCUCUCCUAGUAUGCCCCACAGAGGAACUUACGGUCUUCAAAUAAAAACAUCUUGAAGGUCCCAGGCCCCAGAGAGAUUAGGCUGGCCUCAACUAGAGCCAGGGCUUUUUCGGCUGCGGCUCCAAUCUGGUGGAAUGCUCUGUCACAAGAGACAAGGGCCCUGCAGGACCUGACAUCUUUCCGCAGGGCCUGCAAGACAGAGCUGUUCCACCAGGCCUUUGGCCAAGGCACAGUCUGACACCCUCCUUUGGCAAUCUUUACAAAACUUUAGUUUAUGGUUGCCAUCAAUUUUGAUUUUAAUUAAUUUUUAUAAUGUUUUUAUAAUGUUGCACUAUUUUAGUGUUGUUAGCCGCCCUGAGCCCGGCUUUGGCUGGGGAGGGCGGGAUAUAAAUAAAAUUUAUUAUUAUUAUUAUUAUUAUUAUUAUUAUUUGAAACAAAAAUAGCUAUACAUCUUGUGAGAUUCCAAUAUUCAUAUCUUUAUUCCAUUUUAUUAUGUAUUUGUGUACUGUUGUCUCAUUAUGUACAUUGUUGACAUCUAAUAAUAUUUCAUAUCCAUUCUUUCCACUCCAAAACUGUUGACUUUUGCUAAACCUACUCAGGAAAGGCUGAAUUUGCAUAUACUGGAACAUGAAUGGGUAGUGGGUUCAAGGUCUAGUUUAUUCUUCAUUUGGUCUAAUGAUUGUAUAUCCUUCCAGUCUUGGAAUGUCUCCAACUUAUCAACCUUCCCAAAUUACCUAGUGGACCUUUCAGAUGGGAUCUUUCAUCAUGUAUCAAAGAGGCAUAUGGCUGUUUGUAUUGGUCCCAUAUUUACCUCACAGAUCUGUCAACUUUUAUAGUCAGGGCACUUCACGCAGGUAUGGAGGGAGCAUUCUUGCCUGCCAAUACAGACAGUGUGCACCUGUAGUGAAAGAGAUAGGGAAUGUUUUUGAAAUUUGGGUAAAAUGUCAUUCCAUAAAAUGCAGCCUUACCUUUUUAUAAGUUAGUAAGUUCAUUAUGAAUUUAUUUAAGAAUGAGGAAUGGGGUGUACAGAUCAUAGAACUUAUUUUUUAAAUUUCAGACUUUCAAGAAAAGGAUCAGUUUUUCAAACGUACAUUUUGCAAAUUUGGACAAAACCACGGUUAACAGAAACACUCAAUGUUCAUUCCCACAGAUGAUCUAUGUGGCCAGGAAUGCCAAGGAUGUAGCUGUCUCUUAUUACCACUUCUACAAGAUGGCAAAGAUGCACCCAGAACCUGGAACCUGGGAUGAGUUUCUCGGGAAAUUUGUGGCGGGGGAAGGUAGAACUUGGAAAGAACAUUUCAUUUCUGAGCACAACCUGUGGACCUUCUCCUGGUCCUUAGUUAGGCAAAAGUUUUGUUCCUCUUAAACAGUCAUGGUGUCCCCCAAAGAAUCCUGGGAUUUGUAGUCUGGUAAGUUGUUGUUGGGAGGGACGCGGGUGGCGCUGUGGGUUAAACCACAGAGCCUAGGGCUUGCCGAUCAGAAGGUCGGCGGUUCAAAUCCCCACGACGAGGUGAGCUCCCGUUGCUCGGUCCCAGCUCCUGCCCACCUAGCAGUUCGAAAGCACGUCAAAGUGCAAGUAGAUAAAUAGGUACCACUCCGGCGGGAAGGUAAACGGCGUUUCCGUGUGCUGCUCUGGUUCGCCAGAAGCGGCUUAGUCAUGCUGGCCACAUGACCCAGAAGCUGUACGCCGGCUCCCUCGGCCAAUAAAGCGAGAUGAGCGCUGCAACCCCAGAGUCGGUCACGACUGGACCUAAUGGUCAGGGGUCCCUUUACCUUUACUUAAAUUGUUGUUGAGGGCCAAAUGGCAGGCUCCUGUGUUAAGGGCAGGUCUGUUCCCAUCGGGUGUAAGACAGGGGUGGAGGUAUAGUGAUUUAGGUUGAAAAUCAGGAAGGUGGUGGCAGACUUUGGGCUCUCAGAGUUAAGCCACACUCUGCGCGAUGCUCAAAUUGGGUACCUCCCCACUUCAUUCCAUAACAUUGUUGUGGUGCCCCCUUCAGCGCAGUGCCCAGUCGCGCUACCCAAAAACCACCUCUGAGGAUGGGGUUAGUAUCUCCUUGCCUACGGACACAUUUUCACUGUAAAUUUCCUUCCUUUCACAUAUGGGAGAGAUGCACAUUUUAAAAGGAAGUGUGUGCUUUGGUCCAAAAAAAAAUCUCUGUUAGGGUCUAAUAGGGUUCCCCUCCUCCUCCAACCAGGGAAUAAAAAUAUCAAAGGCCCCCAUAGAGGAGGGGGAGACUGUUGAACUCCUUAAAGCCUGAAGGAUAGAGUUGCCCUUAAUGUUUGUGGUAAGCAGGACACAAAACAAUAAUGGCCUUUCAACACAACUACUGCUCGAAAGCAGGCAACGGAAGUCCAAAGAUGAACUGCAUAUAACUAGGAAUGUGACUUUGCACAUAUUUGCCAUUCAAAAUACAGUGGUACCUCGGUUUUCGAACAGCAUAGUUCACAAACAGCUUGGAACCUGAACACUGCAAAACCGGAAGUAGGUGUUCCGGUUUUCGAACUUUCUUUUAGAAGCCAAAUGUGCUCAGUUUUGAUUCCCCCUGUGUUUUCUGUUGCGCUGCUAAUUUGCGUCCCCCCCAUUGUAACUCAGCCUUCCGUUUCCAAUUGCAGUGUUCUGAGGUGAUAUUUGAAGCUUAUAUUUGUUGCUUUUGUUUUUGCUAUUUAUUUCGCAUUUUUUGUUUUGAGGCUUUUUCAAUUAAUUUGUUUUUGUGACUGUGUGGAUCCCAGUUCAGCUACUGAUUGAGUGAUUGAUUGAUUGAUUGAUUGUGUGACUGUGGAAAUGGAUAAAAGCCCCCCCUCCAAACAAUGACUAUCAUCAGUGCAGGUAAGGGAAAAAAAUUUAUUUUUAUAAUCUACAAUACUGUUUUAUUUAUUUUAUAGUACAGUACAUUGAUUAUUGCUUUCAUUUUUUGGAUCGAUGGUCUCGUUAGAUAAUAAAAUUCAUGUUAAAUUGCUGUUUUUGGGGUUGUUUUUAAAAGUCUGGAACGGGUUAAUCCGUUUUGCAUUACUUUCUGUGGGAAAGCGCUCCUUGGUUUUGGAACGCUUUGGUUUUGGAGCAGACUUCCGGAACUGAUUAAGUUUGAGAACCAAGGUACCACUGUAUAGUACACUUGGGGUUUAGCAAAUGUGAUAUAUCUGCAAUAGAAAGGUAGCUUCUGUGGUAUGUGCAAAGCUGGAAGAAUUAAGAAAGAAAACAAAUAUUGUGUAGAAAUCCCUCCAUCUCAUGUAGUCAGAGCCCAUGCAGAAGCAAGGUCCACGUGUUCAAUCGGACUUACAGUGGUACCUCAGGUUAAGUACUUAAUUCGUUCCUGUGGUCCGUACUUUACCUGAAACUGUUCUUAACCUGAAGCACCACUUUAGCUAAUGGGGCCUCCCACUGCUGCCGCGCCGCUGGAGCACGAUUUCUGUUCUCAUCCUGAAGCAAAGUUCUUAACCUGAAGCACUAUUUCUGGGUUAGCGGAGUCUGUAACCUGAAGCGUAUGUAACCUGAGGUACCACUGUACUUCUUAGUAGCCUUUGACCAUUGAUGCUUUUUCAUAUUGAUGUUCUGUCUGUAUUCUUUUAAAUUUUUUGUAAUCUGAGUUUUAAAAGAAUUAUUUGCCCAUCUCUCUCUCCCUUUGUAGUGGCAUUUGGAUCCUGGUAUGACCAUGUAAAAGGAUGGUGGGAUAAGAAGAAGACCCACCCUAAUAUUCUGUAUCUCUUCUAUGAAGACAUGAAGGAGGUGUGUGAAACCUCUGAUGCUAAAGGCAUGAUGGUCCCAGACAGCCUGUUUACUCAGCAUUCCUGCUGAUUUCUUUUUAUGGAGAGCAGACAACACAUUUGGCUAUUUAAUGAGCAUUUAUUCUUAUUUGUUUCCUAGGAAUUGAGAUGGUCUUUCAUCAAAAAAAGUGUUAUCCCACACUCCCUAGUGCCUUUUCCAGUCAUUUUUGCUCAUUACCAAAAGUCUGAUCUUUUGGGUUUGUCACGUAAGAACUCACAAUCAGAUAAUAAUGUCAAAACCUGAAUUUGCUGACAGAGCCUAGGACUUGCCGAUCAGAAGGACAGCAGUUCGAAUCCCUGCGACGGGGUGAGCUCCCAUUGCUCGGUCCCUGCUCCUGCCAACCUAGCAGUUUGAAAGCACAUCAAAGUGGAAGUAGAUAAAUAGGUACCACUCCGGUGGGAAGGUAAACGGCGAUUCCGUGCGCUGCUCUGGUUCACCAGAAGCGGCUCAGUCAUGCUGGCCACAUGACCCGGAAGCUGUACGCCGGCUCCCUUGGCCAAUAAAGCGAGAUGAGCGCCGCAACCCCAGAGUCGGCCACGACUGGACUUAAUAGUCAGGGGAAUGAAUCCCACCCCAAAAGACUGACAAUCAGGAAGCAUCUGCUGCCUCUCUUUUUGCAGGACCCCAAGCGUGAAGUAGAGAAGGUGAUUCGGUUUCUGGGAAAGGAGGUGUCGGAAGAAGUGGUGAAUAAAAUUCUUCACCAUACGUCGUUCAAGGAGAUGCAGAAGAACCCCACUUCAAACUAUACCAUGAUGGCAGGUGACCAAAUGGAUCACAGCGUGUCUCCUUUCAUGAGAAAAGGUCAGCUUCCCACAAAUCGUUAAUCGGGACCAGAGAUUUUUUUUAAAAAAACAACAACAGAACAAUAGUUUUAAAAAUUGGCAAUUUAAGAUCCUUACACCUUUUAGAUUACAGUGGUACCUCGGGUUAAGUACUUGAUUCGUUCCGGAGGUCUGUUCUUAAGCUGAAACUGUUCUUAACCUGAAGCACCACUUUAGCUAAUGGGGCCUCCUGCUACCACUGCACAAUUUCUGUUCUCAUCCUGAAGCAAAGUUCUUAACCUGAAGCACUAUUUCUGGGUUAGCAGAGUCUGUAACCUGAAGCGUCUGUAACCUGAGGUACCACUGUAUUUUAAUAUUAUGCUGAGUUUCUUCACGUCACAUUUUCAAGUUCUCAAUAGAUACGAAAGUUAGAAUUCUUGUUCGUAAGAUCUGUAAAUACUUACAUUAAUAAAUGUAAUAGUUUUCCAUGCGUAUACAACACGUGCAUUUUUUUCAAUUUUUUUUUUUUAUUAAUUUCUGCAAUUAAACAUUAUCAUCACACACACAAAAAAUAGAAAAUAAAACAUUUUCACACAAUAUUAAAUCCACAUUUUGGGAUCCCUCGGAUCCCUCCAUUCCCUCCCCGGGUUCUUUUAUAUUAUCUUAAUUUAUACAUGUCAAUAAUUUCCUUAUCUUUAAUUAUCUCCAAAUUUAAACAUUCUCCUUAAUGUUACAAGUGUUUUUAAAAACCUGCUACUGUAUUAACUUCCUUACAAUGCUUUUGUGCAUAUGCAAUCAAUAUUUUCCAUUCUUUUUUUUAUAUUUGUUGUCUUCUUGAUUUCUAAGUCUUCCAGUUAAUUUAGCCAUUUCGGCAUAUUCCAUUAAUUUGAGUUGCCAAUCUUCUUUAGUGGGGGCUCUCUUUCUUUCUUUCUCUCUCUCUUUCUUUCUUUCUUUCUUUCUUUCUUUCUUUCUUUCUUCCUUCCUCCCUCCCUCCCUCCCUCCCUCCCUUCCUUCCUUCCUUCCUUCCUUCCUUCCUUCCUUCCUUCUCCUCCUCCUCCUCCUCCUCCUCCUCCUCCUCCUCCUCCUCCUCCUCCUCCUCCUUCUUCUUCUUCUUCUUCUUCUUCUUCUUCUUCUUCUUCUUCCCCCAUGAAAGGGCUGUCUGUUGUUCCCCAAUGCCAGUUUAUAUUCCCUGAAGUGGGUGAAAUCUUUAAGUAUUGCUUUGCUCCCAAUUCCUUCCCCCUUCCCCCCUUAAAAAAAAAUAGUGAAAUAACCGUGGCUCUUUAAUGUUAGCUAUUAUUAGGUACUUCUACUGAAGAAAAGCAAAUUGUCUCAAGCGCUGGGAAACGGAAUUGUUUGACCCACCCUGCCAGCAAAUGGUUUGUGCCCAUGCUAUCUGGGUCAAAACCUAUGCAACACUUUGAUUUCUAUGGUCUGAAAUGUUCCUAGCUCUGGGCUAGAAUGAGUACAGUGCUGAUGGUUAUCUGCAGAACAGAACAUAGGCCUUAUGAUGGUCACCUAGUGAUUUUUUGGUUUCCUUCUCCACAGGGAUUGCAGGUGACUGGAAAAACCAAUUCACCGUAGCUCAGAACGAGAGAUUUGAUGAGGAUUAUGCGGAGAAAAUGAAGGGAUCUACCUUGCUUUUUCGAACGGAGAUCUAA